Messenger RNA from Xyrichtys novacula (pearly razorfish), 76306 nucleotides. The record is from the annotation of a GenBank genome assembly. NCBI's taxonomy places the organism in Eukaryota, Metazoa, Chordata, Actinopteri, Labriformes, Labridae.
AGACCGGGACGGUGAGCCGAAGGAGGAAGACAGCUACAGUCUGUCUUCGUGAGAAUUUCAGUUUUAUCCCUUCUUCUCAUCGUCUCUGUCCUGGGAGGUUUAGCGGAGCUGUUUCGGUCCCUCUUUCUGGAUUUUAUUAACUCCUUCUCCGUACAUCUAGCGACAUUGAGCCGCUGGAGCUCUCAGAGGAGGUUUGAGCAUGAACCCUCCGUGUGCCCGCUGUGGGAAGAUCGUCUACCCGACGGAGAAAGUCAGUUGCCUGGACAAGGUGAGCACUUCGUGAGUUACAAAAACCAGCCCAAAGUCUUUCAAGAGUUUUUCUUUGUGCAUUUGAGCAGCUCAUGAGGCACAAGUGGAGAAAAGUGGGAUGAAAGGAGAAACACCUGACAUAGACCUGCAGCUUUCAUCAUGUGGCAUUAAAAGAAGCUAAUAAAAAGUCCAAUUUGGAUCUUAUUUCGGCUAUUUAAACUUAAAUCUUACUAAGAAAAGACCUCGCUUGCUCUCAUUUUGAUUACUGUACUGUUUUAUCAACAGUUAUCAGACCUUAACCAGAGAAAAAUACUGUAAUUGUUUUUUUAAAAGGUUUAUGUCUGCAGGUAAUAAUUCUGCAUGAUAGAUGAUUGACACCAAACAAACAGUAGAAUAAAACACUGAAUAUAUCCUGAUCAUGGGUCUAACCUGCACUUUUCAUCAGGGGGUGGAGAACUAUGACACAGCUGGUACACAUGUCAAAUUAUCACCUACAAACAUGGACCUUUUCAAAAAUCACUUCUAACUUUUGCUAUCUGCCUAGUAUCUCUUAAUGCUGUAAACAGACUUAAAAUGACUUAUUGUAGAGCCUGCAAAGGUAAUAAUAGGAGGAGCAAACAACACUCCCUUAACACUGCUGCUCAAAUUGUAGAAAAGAAGAUUCAGAAAUAAUAAGUAUUAAAAUGCAAGAGCUUUAGGUAAUUUCACGUAACUGUGUCAGUCUUAGCAGUUUUCUUGUAACGCCAUCGUACAAAAGUAAAAGUUGUUUUUUGUAUUCUCUUGAUAACACCUCUAAUAGUCCGUUGCAUAACAAUGCUGAAUUAUUAAUUCUUCUUCACCGUCCUCUGUCUGUCGUAUGAAGCAUCAGAUGACACAACAGCAUGGAAGCGCAUGAUCAUAAGGGCUCCGGUUUCACAGAGAUGCUUCAUAUACUGUUUUUUUUAACACGAAACUCAGCAAAACCUCCAACUUUAUUCCUCAAUGUACUAAAAAAACCACACAGAUUUAUCCUGAUAUAACAAAAAGGAACCAAAUUUAUCUUCAGUCCUGACGUGUGAGAGCACACUUGACAUGUUUGGAGCGAGAGUCACAGAAUAAAAGAGCUUUAACGCUGUAAGAGGCAGUGAUUUAGAGAGGAAGAGUCGAGCAGAGAAACAGAGAAGUGCAAGGAGAGAGUGAGAAAGAGAGAAAUAAACUCAUCGUCCAAGGACUUCUGAGCUCCCUGCUGUCUCUUACAAAAGAUCAUUUCAUCAGGAUUUCUGCAAGACUAAGUGCCACCUCUCCCAGACGUGCAAAAAACACAUUCAAAGUGAGGAAGAAAAGCCCAUCAGACAGCAGUUUUAUUGUACUGGAUUUCAUCCUUUUUACUGGAAGUUCCUGCAGGUUCUGCAGUCACAUUGAGACUGUGUGUGGGAGGGGAAACGUUUGAUCAGAGAUGCAGCAGUUCCUGAUUUUCUUUUGCGGAUAUAUUCCAAUUGCACAUGUCCGAUGUCCCCCUUGUAGUGCGUAAAUCCACAGUGUUCCCUUCAGUCUUCAUCUUUUGCAGGAACCAGGAAUCAGCAAGACCUUUUGAAGUUCUCUGAUCAACGAUGAACAAUGUCUGAGGUGUUAUUUUUAGGAAUGAGACAAACAACUCUCCAAAGAAUGUGGAUGCUAGGAAGCAAGCAGUGCAGUAACGAAGAAAAAGAGCAGAAUUUGACAUGACAGACAGAGAUUUAAUUCACCGAAACAAAAACAGAAACUUUACAAAACAAAAAUUUAAUGUUUGAUAAAGCUAAAGAACUUGCAUCCAUGUUGACACUCAGGGGUGUUUUGGUCUUGGAUUGAGGUCACACGUGGUGCAUUGCUGUCUUGGAGACAGAGAAAGUGUCUGCACCUUGGACCUCCAAAAACCUGGUCUGAUGUCUCAACUCAGUGGUGUUGUACUUUCCUGAUAUUUAGAGGACACAUCGUUGAGGUAGAAAGAUUGACUUGAGGAGUUCACAGGUUCCUUUGCUCAUUACGGACUUACAGAGAUGCCCUACAUCUCCCUCAGUCAAGAGAAGAUGCCAUGUAUUGAUCAUACACUGAAAAUGAGUUUUUAAUUAUAUUCCCUCCUCUCUCUACAUCAUGUUAAAGCUCAUGGUGUAGGACAGACACCCUCAAAGCUUUCUGCACUCUACACCUCAGCCAUGCAUGCGAAAUACUACACAUGUGUACAUAUCAGCUACUUUUGGUAGUCCUAGAGUGUUUCCACAGUUCAGAAGGAUUACUUCAUAAGAUAUAACAUAAAUCCAUGCAUCAUAUAGUGACCUGCCACCUUAGGACACGAGAAGAAGAAAUGUGUUCGCUCAAGCCCGGUCUACUGAAGCAGAAAGACUGAAAUGCGCCAUGACAACAGCAGCACACUUUCCUGCAGAAGCAUCUGUGUCUUAAAGAAAAUAAAACACUCACUAAUUGGUUUGAUUCAUGAGACGCCCAAACACACUUUUGAAUCAUAAAUGGACUUAAUCCACCUCCUCUACACACUGCCCCUCACUUGCUGCUCAACCAGCAAAUCAUGUUAAGACGCAUAUGUAUUUAAUAAUCAGCUGGUGGGUUGUUGAUCAUCUUAACGUCUCAGCUGACACACACAGGGGGUGAAAAGAUUGACACAAAUAUCAAGACGUAAAGUGACGUUAAGUUGUUUUAAUUUGUGUUUAUGUGCUCAUGUGUCCUCAGAACUGGCAUAAAGGAUGUUUCCACUGCGAGGUUUGCAAGAUGACCCUGAACAUGAAGAACUACAAAGGCUACGACAAGAAACCCUACUGCAACGCGUGAGUCUAGAUCUGUCCCUCUGUGUUCAUGCAGCUCAGAAAACAGCCAUGCUUUCAGUUAUUUUCUAAACUGAUGCUGGAGAAUGAUUUUAGGUGAGCAGUGUCAAAGUGGUUUUCUAAGUGUGGCUACCAUUAGCAGAGCUAGCACCACCAGCUUUCAUGUCCACAUGCCUGUGCUGAUCUAAUAAAGACCGGCUGGAGGAUUAUUGUCCCCUGUGUUUCUGAAGGAAGGUCCCCUGUGGUCCUCAGGAAAGGAGGGGAUUUGCUCCAUUGUUGCUGUUGUGUUAUGCUUUCAUUUGGUUGUGCCUUCUAUUAGCGUAUUGUGUUUCAUGGUGUAUUUAUGAACCCUCUCAGAGCACAGAAGCCUCCCUCUGGUGUGUCAUUAUCUACAUCUGCGUCCUGCCUGUAGACGGUUCAUAUCUGUGAGCCCAGCCGUCAGGUUUUUAUAGCAGCGAUGGUCCAUGGUUGCGGCCCGUGGUUGUUUUUGGUGGUUUGGUUGCGAGCCCAGCCCUGCGUCCCUCGCCCUGCUGCUGGUUCUGUUUACUGCGUCCCACUUAACUCUGAACAUGCUCGUCUUGUUAUUAUCUGUGCGACUUGAUAAACCACACCACCAUGUAUCACCCCCGCCCAAAAAUGCACUUUGCCUGAUCUUCAUGGACAAAACAAGUUCAAAAUGUUUGAUACGCAUCUAACAACCACAGAAAGGGAAGGCUGUGGCUUUGAACUUUGACCUUGUCACUGUCAGGUUGUCUUAAAUGUUCAUAAUGGGAGAGUGGAAGCUUAUAAUCGGAGAUACACUCCACCUCCUGAGUCUCGUAUCUCUGACUUUUCACCACAGACACUCUCUGUCGUGCAGCACAAAGACAAACACCUGAGAAGAGCUCAAACAGUCACUUAUUAUUUCUCACAGUCGUCCGACGGAAAAAGGUAUUUUGAGUCUCAGCCAGCAAUGAAAAGAACAAAACCACACUGUGUCCACCUCACCCUCCUGUCAGACACACCAGCUCCCCCCUCAUUGGCUCUACAAACACACACACACACACACUCAGUUAUAUACAGGUAAACACACCCCACAACAGAGGGCUUAAUGGCUGAGUGGUUAGCGUGACCUUUGACCCUGUCAGCUUGAUGAACACAUGGUCUUUGUUUCCUCUACAGCUGCAGAACAUUCAUGAAUCUGGGAUAGUUUAAAAGAGUUGUUGAUGAUCCAGAACUUGUUCCUCAGUCUCAACAGAUCAGAUUAUGACAGUCUGUCCAUACAGGCCGUAACAAAGGUGCACAAACUGUUACAGUACCUUCAUUUUCAUUUUGUGCCACAUUCAUCCUCAUGCACAGAUUUAAGCGUGAUAACCCACGUCCGAAAAAGACACACAUGGUUUUUCCUCAUCAUGUACAAGUAGAUGAAGUCUGCAGCACGAGUUUAAGGGGAACUUUUUCAGCUGAUUAUAUUUUGGAACUUUAUUGUAGAGCUGAGCUAUCGACCGAAUUUCAACGUAGAUUAUGAUUCCCCAUGAUCAAUGAGGGCUGGGCGAUAAAACAAUAACGAUAUAUAUCGGAAAUUUAUUUCCCUCAAUAUCAAUAUAAAACAUGGUCAGUAUCCUUUUGAUGGUCAGCAUUCUGCCAUGUUUUGGUAGACUAUACGAAUAGCCAAUGAAAGGGGAGUUGCUCCAAGUUCGCUUUGUGUGCUGAAUUAGACCAAGUAACAAACAACUGUGUAGUAGCAGGCUGCAGCGACACGCAAGCAUAACACUUUAACACGUGAAGCCGACAGCACAAGGAAAUGAGUGCUACCUCCGGCAGAUGAAGGCUCAACAGAUGAUGACAUCGUCGACAACACUGACACGAAAACGUCAGUAGUGCGAUGUUGGACAUGAAGUAGAGUAAAGUGCACUGCAAAUUAUGUUGAGUACAUGUUCUUGCAAAGUCGAGGAGGUAUACCUCAAAUCUUUUUCACCACCUGAAGCAGUGCCACGUGGUAGAACACGGGCAAUGUAAAAGGUUACAAACACCGAGAGGAGCAAGGAGCCCGGGGCGCCUGUGCAGCUGAAACAGCCGACCAUUCAGUCGGCUUUCUCUAGUGCAACACCUUACGACAAAACAUGGAGGAGACACAAAGACCUCACAGAUGCAGUAGCUUAUUGUACUGUAAAAGAUAUGCUACCAAUGAACACUGUUAAAUUUCAUAUUUUAUAUCGUGAUAUAUAUCGAUAUCGACUGAUAUGAAAAAAAAAUAUCAUGAUAACCUUUUCCCCAUAUCGCCUAGUCCUAUUAUUAACUCACCUGACCUUCAUGUGAGCAAAAGCUUCAGGUAAAGUCAGGGUCGUGUUCCGACAUGCAGCUCAGCCUGAACUUUUCAGGAAAUACUCUGAAGUGAACAUGAGUGUAAGUCCAUGAGUGGGUAAAGCCGAGGUUUACUCAGGUCAGCUCUACUGUCUGUUCACACACAGGAGCUAAUGUCUACAGAGUCUGUUCUUACGCUCACUGUCAGAGUGUUUACUCUCUGCUGAAGAAUUUCACUGCAGGUCAUGAAUCAGGACCUGCUUUUACUUUUCAAGGUGUGUGUAGAUUUUGUUUUUCUCCAUAAAAUGCUUUUGGCAAUCAUACUCGUGUUUGUCAGUUUACAUUUUUAGGUAAAACUCUAAUAGUAAAAAUGUUUUGGAUCAUGUAGUUUGGCCACACCCUCUCAACAAAGAUCAUCUUAUUGUGAAAAGAAGAAAAAAGGUGGGCGGAUCAGAUGAAGCCAGAUUACUGUUCUUUGUUUCUCCACUUGUUAAGUUUAGUGUUGUCUAAUUAGUUCAUUCCUCUGCUGCCUGCUGGCUCUCAGAGUAAGAGUGACAGGUCUGUUUACUGUGCAGAAAACAGCUGCACACUCCCUGCAGGGAGCUCUUACUCAUCACUGGGAGUUUGGUGUUUGUACCUCAGUGUUACAUGUCGCGUUCAGUGCCUGAACCAGCGUCCUGUAAUUAAAGAGAGUCUCUAUGAGGCUCUGGUCCCUCUGACGCUGGCUGUUUUUAGUCAGAUAUGACCGGGGUGUGCUGUGUACAGCCCGGCGGCUUUGUUUUUCUUGGCCCUUUGUGUCUUGUGUCUGAUCUGUCUGCAUUGUUGAGCCGUGUCUGCGGCCGACACUGAACAAACUAAACAAACAUCUUAAAGCCUCAGCGCUGCCCUGCACGGCUCUCUGAGUGUCUGUCCACUGAAGCUGCUCCAGCUGAGGUUCAGGGAUUGAACAGCAUCGUAGUGGAUCAACAAAAUGAGUGGAACCUGCGCUGCUUAUACCCACAGAGUGACCGUGGAGGAAGAGGAGGCAAAGGGCAGAGAGGGUCUCUAUUAAAAAAACAUAAACACAUGACCUUUUUUUCUGAGCUAUUGAAUCUGUUAUUAGGUAUGUUUAGAGGGAAUUUUUGUUCUUCCAAUAAAAUCACCUUUUUGCCGCCGUCAGAUUGAAACUGGACUAUAAAUAUACACAUAAAUCGCACUAAAAUUACACUAAACUGAACGUCCCACAUGUAGACUAACGUACCUGGAUUAUGUGGUCGGGGAUCGCUUUUCUCUUUCACGUACAUGGCUCAGUCUGACUGAAACUGGUCUAAGCAUUUUGCGUAUGCUGUCGUGUUUGCACGCCAGGAAUUGCACAUUCAAUCGGUAAUUGUUGUUGGAAAGCCGGGUUGUGAACAAACCCGCGAAAGACAAAGAAAAGACUGAAAAAAGACUCAAAUUUCCCAUCCUACAAAGUAUCUGUGAAACAGCGAUGAGGUGCGGAAGUGACAGCCUCUUGCUAACAUAUUUUUUUUUGGAUUGAUUUGGUGUGUAAAUCGAUCGACAGGGAGACGACCCAGUAGAAAUAAUCUGAAAAGAGGCAUGUUGCCACCUACACGUGUUUCUGUUUGUAAAAACUGGGACAAGGACAGUAGUCGAAUUAAAUCGCUUAAUCAAGCUUUAACUGGAACUCACCUGAGCUGAGCAGGUACACAUAAGCAGCACAUUCCCCAGGAUGAGUUUUGAUUUUGUGUUUUUAUUAUUGGCGUGGCAUUUGAGGCUGUGGCUGCAGGUGUACAGAUGUUUUUGAAUGUGGAUAUUUUCUUUCUUGUUUCCCCUUUUUAUAGCUUCAAAUGUCAUCACUAAAGAAAAUGCUUUGGUAGCGUUGUGAGCCGUCAAAGAAAUCCUGAUUUGAAGUGGAAGUGAGGUCUUCUGGUUUCUGCAGGUCAAUAAAAUGUGAAACUGUGGACAUAGACGGGGACUGAGCUCAGGUGAGACUUCAGGAGGUGAGAUCGGUCUGAGUCAUGACUUCAAGUGUCUCAGCUUAAAACCUGAGGGUCCAUGAAUUUCAUAACCGUGGUCCCGUGCUUCUUAAGACCCCAUCCACAGCUCUAAAGAGGGGACGAGAGGGGAGAAGGAUUACAGAGGCACAUGAGACUUCACACCCCGUCUCUGACUGGCUGAGUUAAAGGACCAAUACAACCAGGAGAAGAGUUUUCAUGAUCAACGUAGGAGUAAGAAGGAAAAUCUGUUUCUGUCGUCAUGAAGCCUGAAACCACUUUGAGAGGUGUAUCAGUUCAUCUGUUUGUGGGUUUCUGUGGCAGCAGGUCAUGUGAUGAGAUUUAAUCUGAAGAGUAUGGCCGCCCUCUGUGAACCUGGACGCCUCUUGACCUCUUAGCUGCUACAUGAACUCUACUCUGUGGCACUUUUCUUCUUUAAGCUGGUUAAACUGAACUUUUACUAUUUAACGGUUCCACAUUUUCUGUCAUCUUUAGAAACUUGUUUUUCUUUGUGUGAAAUAUAUUGAAAGAUUUUUGCUUCAAACACUCUCCUGUCCUUAAAUCAGAGCAGAAACAGUCUGUUAGAAAAGUGUUUGUUGGUGCACUUUAGCUGCAUUUGGAUAAUUAUUGGGCUUUUUGUAGAAAUAUGUAUUCAGUUAUCCUGACAGCAGUGAAUGUGAUGAAUUAUUAUGAUGUGAUAAAGGUUGAGAAUGAUGUGUGGCUGAAAAUUAUAACCCCUUUUGAAGCGCACAUUUUCUUUAAGACACUCCCAGAGGUCCAAUAAGAGAAGUUCAGAGACACACUUUGGAUCAAACUGAGUUGAAAUUCCACUAAUGAGUUAAGCAUUCAGGUGCAGCUUAACAACGGCAUCACAAAGGCUGUAGAGCACUUCAUUUUGGAGAGUGCAGAGAUCUGGGCUAAGAUCUAAAACACAUCUUAAGGUCGGCUUAUAGUAACCAGUCAUGUUAUACCAUCUCAAAGAAACAGUUACAGGAAAACAGGACCUGUAUAAAAACUAAAAGUGGAACUCCUGAAAAAGCUGUUGCUUGAUCCAGGGAUCAGAGGUCAUCAGUGAGUUAUAAGAACUGUCUCAGAUUAACUGCAUGCUGUGUUGACACUGAUUGGACGUCGUGCACAGAUAUUUCUUAGUGUUAAACUGUGAAAAACGAUAAGAUCCUAAAAAAUAAACCCUCUGUUUGAAUUUGUCUCCUCCUCAAGUCGUGGUUUCAGACCACACUGAUCAAAACACUGGUAAGAAUUACUUUAGAUUGUGGAUAUUGACUAAAAAAAAGUAUAUGAAUGCUAAAUAAAGGCAAUUAAAUUUAGGAUUAUAUGGUAAAUUGUUUAAGUUCUGUAAAUAAUUGCAUUUAAAUUGAUUAAUCAAAUAGUUACCCACUUUUGGUGUCAACUUUUGUGUUGAGGUUGACCUGCUAGACUGCAGGGUUAGGCUAUAAUACCUUCUGGAUUUUGAUUUUGCAUCGAUCUCCCCCAGUUUUUGUAUCCAUCCUGCUUCUAGCUUGCCUGGUUUCUGCUCACUUACCUGAGUGUUUUAUGAUUCAGAAGGAUAAACUCACAAAAACAAACAAAGUUGAUGGAGGUGUAAAAAUGUGAAGCUUGAAUCCUGAUUUUUCCGACAGUUUUCCUGAUGAUGUCUGGAUGCUGAGUACGACACCUUCACUGACGUGUUGGAAAAUUAAAAAAACGGAGCGGCGGCACACUUCAGCUUACGGCAGAACAGACACAGCCUGAAUACAACAUUCACAGCAGGCGUCAUCCCUGUGAGAUAUUUGGGUUUAAUUAAGUUAGCCGUUAUGCUAAUUAGCAAUAAUCAAAGCUGGUUAUGUAAGGCAGCACAGCAGCUCCUGGUGUGGAGAUGAUGGAGACGUGCGAGUGGUGCGACUGAGGACUUAAAGAGGUCGCCGCUCUGCCUCUUCCUCCUGCUGUCUGUCUAAGUGACGUGUUAACAUGACUUGUACAUGUCGAGUUCAUGUUAAUAGCAGCUCAGAUUGCUGUGAUAAAAAACUGGGCGGUUAUAUAACUCUGCUGCCCACAUAACCCAGAUAACUGCUGUCUUAUUGUGCAGUGCAGAGAGAAAUAUUCCAGCUCUGAACCGUCUUUGCAGCUUCAGGAGGGGAGCAGAUCCAGCAGCAGCAGCUGUAGGGUAUGAUAUCAUUUACAUUAAAAGGUAUCUCAUUCUGUCCUCGGUUCAGAGGCAGCAGGUGGAAGAAGUAGAUGAGUGGUUUCUCUUCAAGCAUAAAUGCUGCCUUCAGAAAAAAAAGAGGAGAAAAAAGAAACUCCUUUUAGAGCCAAAAAAAAAAAAAGCUCUACUGCUCAGCUCUGAGCUUUUUGUUGCAUCAAGAUCAUGUCUUUAAUUUUUUCUGCAGCUCCACACACACAGCUUUAAAGCUGACCAGGUGCAGAUGAAGGGCUGUUGCGUGGUUGUUAAAGGAGAAGCGAGUCUGCGUGCAAAAAGAUAAAAAAAGAUGUCAUUUAUUUUGAAGCUAAUGAAAAAAUGAUCUAUUUACCAAAGUGCAGAGAUUCAAAGGAAAAAAAAACAGCCGCUGCUCUCCUCUGGUUGGCUUCAUGUCAGGUUUCCACUGAACGCAAAAAUUAGCUGAUGCAAAAUGCAAAAUCUGCACCAGAGAAGUUUCUGUAAGCGCUCAACCAACAUGUCCUCCAGCUUUUAGGUGGCCACUCCAAAGUCCUAAACCGCUGUCUGUGAACAUGCUCCAUCAUUGCAUGGUUAAUAAUGUAGGUCAAAACUAGGGCUGGGCGAUAUGACCUCAAAUCAAUAUCACGAUAUUUUGAGCAGUUCACCUCGAUAACGAUAAAUGGACGAUAACUACUCCACAAGCUGCUCACCCCCUCUUACAUGAACUUCGUCUACUUCAGCCGCCGCUCCACCUGCUACAACUUUGAACCGUCCUCCAUCUCCUCACCUGUCUUUCCCACUUUGUUAUGGACUGGAUGGGGUGGAGUCACGUCUCUGAGGUAGGACAGUGUCUUACAGGGACAUGAGACCAUAGCCUACCUACACACAUCCAAAACCAACUUUAAUUAAUUAAUUAAUUAAUUAAUUUAUUUUUGAUGAUGUUGGUUAUCGAUGUAAAUUUCGGUAUCAGUAAAUUUCCGGUUUAUCACUCAGCCCUACAAAAAACUGAACCAUGCUAAGAUGAAACCUGAGACUUCUCCGAGCCUGAGCCAAUUAAGAUGGACUGAGGGGGAAAACUGCCCUGUGGACUGACCAUGGGGAUCAUUAGAGUCCAUGUCAUGGGUUUCUUCCACAUCUGUGAAGGCUUCAUUAAUUCUGAACAGUAUCUACAGGUUUAGGAGCAACAUCUGCUGCCAUCCAGACUAAGACUCUUUCAGGGAAGACCUUCAUAUUUUAACAAGACAAUGUCAAACCACAUUCUGACAACAGCAUGGCUCUGUAGGAGAAGAGUCCUGCUGCUAAACUGGUCCGCCUGCAGUCCAGACUUGUGAAAAUUUGGAGCAUCGUGACACCAGAAAUAGGACGAAUGUUUCCAGAGUGGUGGGAAAAGAAGAGCUGAGGUGUCUCCUGUCUCACUGUUUUGAAGAGUAAAGCAAGCACACAUUAAUCCGAAUCUUCCUGUGUUAUUGAUAAAAAUCCAGGGUUGAAAUAAUCUACUAAAACUAUCAGAAUCUGUUUUUAUAAUCACGUUCGCCAGCGUCCCAACUGAACUGGGGUUGUACAUCGUUGUUAUGCAGCUCUGACUUCAACUCAAGAAGUUUCAUUAAAGGACAAUCCAGGCGACAACACAGGAAUUAUUGAAUCAAGUGAGGCAGAGACUUCAUGCUAAACCAGCUGAAAGACCACAAAAUACAAGACUGUGUGUGAGAGAAAAAGGAGAGAACAAGAAAGCAAAGAGUGGAGACUGAGAAUAAAUCCGACUGCAAGACACAAAGAUGGAGAGAGAGCCGCUGAGAGAUGUGAGGGGAAACUUAUGUAACCCUCUUUCUAAUCUUUCCUGCUUUGAGCUGAGGAUCUGCUGAAUGAGGACGAGGAGGGGGGGACAGGAGCGAGCGAGAGGACAGCGCACAAAGAGCCAGUUAAAGACAGUUUAGAAACAGUAAAUAAAUAGAAAUGUGAGGGAUCAGAGGGGCAGAGAGGGGUGGAGAGGCUGAUCCAUCACUGUGGGAGAAAAAAGAGAGAGAAACGGGGAGGAAGAGAGGAUGAGAAAUGUCUCCAUUGAAGGCUGACUGAGGGCAUCAUGCAUGACUGAGUGAAGAGAAAGACGGAGAGGAGAUCAGUGGAGACAGUGUCAUGGUGUUAGAGGAGCUGCCAUGACACAGCGCUCUGUUUUCUCUCUGCUUCACUCGUCUGUUUUCUUCUCAUCAGAUACUCCAGCAUGUUCACAUGAAUUCGUGUCUCUUCCUAGUUGCUCCCAUCUGGUUCCUUUUUUCUUUUCCUCUCCUCUUUUACUCCUUCCUAACUCCUCUCCUCUUUCCCGUCCUUAAUUAUUCUUUCUCUUUCAUCUCCUUUGAUCCUCUCUCUUCUCUUCUUCUUUUCUUUCCUCGUCUCCUUUCCUGUUCGUCCUUUAGUAACUCAAAUGUAGGUGAUUGAAUCUUAUGGUGAAGUGCUUGACCUCCUGUCCUGAUGUUUGUGUUUACACCUGUCACACCGUCCUCAAGUGCUUCAAACCUUUACUCCACAGUCCACACUGACUGAAACCCUCGAGAAGACCACUCUGUCCUCCAUGGACUUCACGCCGCUUUACUGCUGUCUGUUUUAAAGCUGCAGCUAACCCUCUGCUUUGAAAGUCGUCUAGUAGAGCUACGGCUGCACGAUAUAUCAUUUGAGCAUCGUCAUCGCGAUGUACGUGUGCGCCAUAGUCACAUUGCAGAGUCUGCGAUGUUGGACUACCCUGCAAGCCAUCGAUCAAAAUCAGAGAGGAGGAAACCACGCCCCUGCACAUGGAGUGAGUCGCUGGCGCUGCCGGUGUUGUGCCGAGAAACGCAUACCUGCUGAGAAUUACUUUCGGAACAUUACUCAUCACUGUUAAACCCAACAAAUAGGAAUUGUAUGGGUUUUAAAUUGUACGUUUCUGUGGACCACUCUACUAUAGGUGGUGCACGUUUUGCGAGGUGCAUGCAAUUCUCGGCGGGCAUGUGUUUCUUGGCACACCACCGAUAACAACAACAAUUGCAAAAUGAGCAACGAACAAGAGAAAACGACCGAAAACGAAGUCCCAGCACAGUAAAAAUAAGCUAAAAAUAUCUCUGAGACAGACAGAAGCCGUUCUACUAACAUUCACAAAAAGAGGUAAGAUCAGCGCAGGUUAACUGUCUACAAGAUGUCAGCAGUGCAGCACAACAUGAAGUGCUAUUCAGGUCAUCUGGUGCAAAAUUGCAACGUUAGUUUUUUCCAAUAUCAUGCAGCCUUAAGUAGAGCUGUGUUUUUUUGCCCAAAAUCUGAACUCUUGUUGGAGGGAUAAAAAGGUUUGAAUCCAUAUCUUGUGACACUGGUAAACAAUCACGUUUCUCUCUCUCUCUCUCUUUGGCAUGAUUUCCAGCGUCAUCAGUGUUGCCAAAGCAAAAAUACAACAUGCACAAAAUAAUGCUCACAAAAAUAAAUCCCUCUCUCUCCCUCUUCUUCUCAGUACAGUAGGUUGGCAUUGACAUGGUGUCUCUCAGUAUAUUAUCUAAAUCAUAAUUUAACGAAUUAUUUCCUGUUUAAAGGCUCUGUCUGGCGAUCAGUCUAUAGCAGGUGAAAGGUUCAUUGUUAACAAGGGUCGUCACUUUUUAUCUGAAAUUUAAGUAGUCAUUCAUUCAAACUGCAACCAUACAAAACGCAAUGAACAGUUUUAUUUUGAUUUCAAAAUUUAGUUUCUGUUCGAUCCAGCAGAGGGCAGUCUCAUCGUCACCUGACCACUGAAUGCCACUCUUGAGCUCAGCAGUGAUAAUGUUCUACAAAAGUGGAGGCCGUGUGCUGCAAUCAAAGAUAAAGACAGUCGAAUAUAUUCAAACAUUAGUCUGAAAAUAAAAUACAUUGUUCUUGUUUAGAAAAAACACGUUCAAACUGGAAAGCUCUCAAUCCGAGCCAUAUUUCUCUCUUUGUCUCCUGCAGUGCUAAUGUAAGGUGGAUGACUCAGUAUUAACAUGUGGUGUGGUUACUAUAGUAACGAGGUAAGAGUUUUCUCUGCUGUCUCUCAGCUGUUAGAGAAGGAGGAAGAAAAAGAAAAGGAGGAAGAGAGAAGUGAGUGAGAGAGUUCUGAGAGUGAGAUCUGAAGGUGAGGGACUGAAAAUGCUGCUCAGGGUUCGGACUGUGAAGUUUAAUGUCGCAGUUUAGAAAGAGGGACGCCCAGCAUGUCCUCUCCUCAGAUAGGAAUAUUCAAGUGAUGGAGAGAGAGUGGACAUCUAUCAUGUUUCGUUUACCCGUCACUUCCUGGUUGCAGCUUUGCAUGCGCGUGUGUCAGCAGAGAUAGUAAGGAUGCAGUAGUGUUUGUCAUUCUUGCUCCUGCCUUGUCUGUGUCCUCUCCUCUCAAUAAAGACAGAAAGUCCUUCUGUUAACACCGACUACUUGUUGCACUAAAAACACUGCUGCACCAUCCUCUUGUUUUGUCUUAAUAAGCCCGUGCACCAGCAGCUGUUUUGGUCCAGUGACGGUUUCAGCAAAAAUGAUGUAGAAACACUUGCAGCAGUAGGGUCCGUUUGAGAAUUUAAAUGUGACGUUUUGAAACAUUACUAAUCGCUGCAUCCUUUCUUCUACUAACUACUCAUCUUUUGUCCUUAAGUCCUGUCCUCUGUCCUUACCUUCCUUUUUUUCUUCUUAUCUCUUUCUGUUUUAAUCUCCUCCAACUUCCUUUCUUUUCUUUCUCCUUUUUCUGAACUUUACCUUCAAACUAUGGCACGAUUAGAUUUUUUACUUUAUCCGUCUUAAUUAGGGGUGUCCUGACACGAUAUUGAUGUUGGAUAUCGGUCUGAUAUCAACAAAACAAUGAAUAUCAGCACUCCGAUACAAGCAGUCCAGUCCAGACUCCGCUCCGGCACCUCUAGCUAGCAGCGCUCAGAUCUAGCAAGCUGAGCCCACAAAAUCACAACAACAGUGUGUACGAAGGCUCUGACAAAGUAGCAAGGAGUUGGAGUGAUGUCGGCCUUAUGGCAGUAUUUUUUAAGUCCGAAAAAGACAUUGCAGCUGAGUGCAAAACUUGUCAUGUACAAUUUCGGAUCAAUAUCUGUAUGGGUCAAUAUUGAGGACUACAAUAACUGUAUUGAAUUGGAAGUAAAAAAGUUGUAUCUGGACACCUCUAAUCUUAACAAUGGUUAAUAACCUCUCUGAGCAGCUUUCCCAUUACAGUGUGAGAGUAAAUACAUGGAGGAGACCGUCUGGCACCAACUGAUUUUGUGAUUUCAGUGAAAUGUUUGUUUUAAAUCCACUAAUAGUCCGGUGUUUGUUAUCCGGAGUAAUGGAGUCUAAUUAAGUUUUCGAAUUGUGAGCCACAACCCAAAAAGGACGGGGUUUUAAUUUUGGUAAAUUAAACAUCAAACUACUAAAGUUCUCAGAGAGGGGUUUGUUCUUUACUGAAACUUCGGUUGUGUUUUGUGCGUCAUUGUAAGAAAUAACGGAGAUGUUCUCACUCUGAUAUUAAAGGAUGAGAUGAUGAGAGGUGAGGUGAAUUAGAGGAUUGAGCCUGGUUCCUUUGUAAGAAAUGAGGUGCUGGUUUGCGCUCCACAAUAUGGGAGCGGUCCCUGCUGAUUUGCUUCUUUGUAUAUUUGGGGUAAUUAUAUAACAGAGUGAAACCUUUCCUCUCACUGAGGAGGCAGAAUCUGAGCCUGGAAGAGCCUGUCAAAGCAGAAAUCUGGCACAGGAUUACACAUCUGUGAACAAAUCUCUUUCUCUGUAGAGGAUCUGAAAUAUUCUGUAAUUAGCUUCCUCCAGAUUCCCCCUCUUUGUUUCAGACUCGUCCUCCGUCAUGUCUUUCUCUUCCUCACUCCGUGUCCUCCGUAAGACACAGCUCUUCCGCUAAUCUCGGCCAGGGAUCAGCCCGGCAGCCGGCUAUUAAAUCUUGCCGGUGAUAAUAUCUCUUGCUUAAAAAGCAGAGCCUGAAUUAACUCUCCUCAUUCGUCACAGCCUUUUAUCACCCACGGCCUCCAACGGGAAAGCAUGAGAGGAGGUGAGGAGCGCUAAUGUUGGUGAUGAAGGUGAAGUAAUUAAACAUGAGUCGGCACACAACUUCAGGCUUAAAGUCUCUCUCUGAGGAGGAGUGUAUUAAACAGCGGGGUGCAGAGCAGACUCACAUGUGGGGUAAGAAACACUCCUGAAGGUUGAAGGCAGCAGCAGUCAUGACUCUGAGAAGAUGAUGAUGAUGAUGAUGAAGGUGAUUUUGAUCAAUGGAGGUGAGGUAUGGAUGUGGCAGGCCGGCAGAGACACUGCUCCCCCCUUCUCUGUGAGUCACAUACACAGGAUUAGUCUGAGCCUGAGGGUGUGUAGAUGCAGCAGUGUGUCUGAAGUCAAAGUAGGACACACACUCCCAGUGUGGAGAACUGCAGAGAUCAGUGUGUGCACGUUUAUCGUCGACAGACCAUGAGACUGGUGACUACUACACUGGUCUGUCAUUGAGGGUAUUUAACAAAGACAGUGAUCUGGUGUCUAAUGGAUUAAUCAGUGAACCGUUUAAUCAAUCAGCUCACAGCUUUUCCAGUUUGACUAGAAGAUCACUUUGUUACUGAGCUUUCUGUGUUAAGUGUCUGGUUCUGGUUCUGAUUGGUCAGAACCCCCGACAAGUUCUGAAUAAGUGAUAUCAGAAGAAAACUGAUCAUGCACACAUCAAUUUUACCCACAGAGAGAGAUGUUACGACACAUCUGGUGAAUAGUUAAUGAUUGAGAGAGGAGACAGAAGGAGAGAGGAGAGCAGGGAGAGGAGCUGGAGGAGGCAGGUGUGUGUCCGUGUGUUUGUCUGAAAAGCCAAGGGACAGAAUGAGCAUGACAAGAGAGAGAGUAGCUACCAUGAGCAUGCACGGGCCAUAAUAAGCUAAAGACUGCCAGGCUGAAAACUGAGAGACUUCAUUGUAAAUAAUAAUCAAAGAAUAAUAAUCAUUAUCGGCAGCGCAGUCUCAAAAGACCAUGGAUUUCUUGUGCCUGGAAGGAGGGUUUUAGCGCAGUGUCGUCUGUGGCUGAGAAGCCUGAUGCAUGAGAGGCAGAUUCGGCCGCACAUGUGGAAUAUGAAGGCGAGUCCUGAUGAUGCUGUUGGUGUGAUACUGUCCUGUUGUUGUUGUUGCUUUCUCCUUGUCCACUUUUCUUUGUGGUGUUGGACUAGGGUGGUUUCGUGGGUGAGCUGACCGCUACGGAGUGCUUGCUGCCACUGAGUGCAGUCCUGAGUGGACUCUUCCCAGGUGGCAGGGCUGAUGUUGACGGUCUUUAGGUCUUGCUUGCAUACGUCUUUAUAGCCCAGCUGGGGUCGGCCGAUCUGUCUCUUGCCAGAUGACAGUUUGGCACAGAGGACGUCCUUUGGGAGCCGUCCAUUCGAAUAAUAAUAAAUGCAUUACUUUGGUGUGUUUCAGACUCAUUAAUGCCCUUCAGAUCCUCAAAUACUCAAAAACAGGUCCCAGAAUACGUAAAUCAGCCCUCGAGGUUUUGCAAAAGUAAAGGUCUUUAAAGAAAUAGUUUCGCUGCUGCAUCUGUCUCUAAAGCAGCAACUCCAAAAGAAAUUGUUCUUGCACAGAUAAUCUCUCCUUCCUGUUUGGUUUUAUUACCUGCGUGCACACUGUGCUCCUCUCUAAAUCAAACACUAUGUGACGGUGAUUAUACAGAGUUCAGUGUGUUCCUUUAUUUAAGGUUUGUCUGUUGUGUGGCUGAACCAUCAGUGAGGUUUCCAGGAGCCAAGUCUGUCCUGAGCUCACACUGAGAUUUUCAUCAACACCUACACAGGAACAUGGAGAGAGGCCAGACUGACCAGCAAACACACACCCAGAAACACACACAUACACACACACACACACUCAGCUGUCAUCCCUGCUCCUCUUCCUCUUCAGCCUCCGUCUUACUCGGUGAUUCAUCAAAAGAGCAUCCAUGUUGCUGAAUGUCAGCCGGUACACAAACUCCACCGUCUCCACCCUCCCUGUAUCUGAACACGCAGCUCCGUCUUCCUCUCAGUGUGCGGCUGGAGCUGUUGUUGACAGGAGGAAGAGGAAUGGGAGCUGUGGUGCAGCCAGCAUGGUUUCAGCUUUCAGCGACAGCCUCCAUCACAGCCGAGCCUCCUGCUCCACCUGGCAUUAAAGGCUGUUUCCAUCACAGGGUGGAGAGAAGACAAUAAUACUGUAUCUGUGUCGACAUAUAAUGAGAGCUAUAAGAAAUAUCCACAUGGUAGCUAUUUCUUUUUCACAUCAGCAAAAAUAAAAACAGUGUAUGGAGAGCAAAAACAGGCAGAACACAGUUUACCAUAAUGGUACCUCAGCUCCCAUCAGAGGUCAUCUAAAAAUGACUUUAUCUUCAUGGACAUGUAGCUUACAAUCGGCACUUCGAUUUCCUGACUUCCUGGAAUGCAUCAGAAAUGAUAGACCCCGCCUCCAUUCAACAAACACACAUUUUAAAAGUUGUUUACUCUUCCCUUUGAGGAUGGACUCGACUAUUUUUGACGUACUUUUUUAACAAAGAGUGAAAGUCUGUUUUAAAACGCUCAGUAUGUCACAAGAAUACAGUUUGUUUUUACCCUCCUAGGCCUCUAACGGACUGGCUUUUGUAUACAGCCGUGAUUGUGAACAUUUAUUCUGGAUUUUACAACAAAUAAAGGAGACGAUCAGUUUCUUUUUCACUUUCUAUAAUAAAACAAUAAACCAGAGUGAAACAGCCGCCUCAGAAAGUCAACCAUUGUUCUGAGAUACUGACAGUUCACCAGCAAAUGAUAGCUUGUUGGUUCAGAGUUUGAUUAAUCAGCAGCUGACAAGAAGCUGAAAAAGGACAUCGGCUGUACGAAAACACUUUGUUGUUGCUUAAUGUGAAAGAAAGACCAAGUUGUUGUUUCGUGGAUUUCCCUCAAAAUGACUUUGUGCGUCACCGCUGCCGGAGCCGGGAGACUGUCGCCGUUUGGCAAAGGCCACAGAAACAUUAUAGACAAUAGUGCAUCUAAAUCUGUAUCCACAACACACCCACAGCACUGCUACACACACACACACACACACACACACACACACACACACACACACACACACACACACACACAGUUCUAUUGUAAAUCGGGUGUCUUAAUGGAGCAGUAAGAGAAAGGCAGGAUGUGUCUGAGGGUAUUAUUGGAAACAGUUUAAAGGACAUUGUGUGUGUGUAUUCGUGUGUGUUUGUGUGUGUGUGUGUGUGUGUGUCUUUACUAAGUGUGUGUUUGUGUGGGCUUGUUCCUGUGUUUUUUGGUAACGUUAUAUUUAGCCUGUGGCUUGAAUGAUGAAAGUAAAACAACACCUCAGAGUUAGUCAGACAUUGUGUGUGUGUGCAUGUGUGUGUGUGCGUUUGUUUUAUUGGAGUGUUUAUGAGAGACACACAAAGUGAAAGUGCAGCUACACAAACCUGAUCCAGUGUUUCCAUCUCCUCUUGAGUCUAUACCAUCAGCUCAUUUACAUUAAACACAAAUUGAUCCAGAGUUCAUUAAAAAGUUUCCUUUCUUUACUGUGAGGAACUGAUAGCAGCGGCUAAUAGCUCUAAGAAUUCCCCAUAAUCCACCCUGCUUUCUGCUUCAUCUUCAAUCCACAGAAAACAUACAUUCACAUUGCACUUAUGAUAUUUAAACACAAAACAACUUCAAAGCUCUGCUGCUUUGUGCAUUUUAUUGUGAUUGAGAUAAGCUCGUAAGCCUCUCCUGCUGCCCAGAGCUGCACAGCGAGCUCUCUUUCUGACUCUGACCGCAUUAACACUGAGCUGGAUGGAGAGCAGCACUCUGAAACCUGAGACUCAUGACGAUGUCUAUACUUUCAGGAGCUUGAAAAAGCAGCCCACUCUGACAAAUAUAAAAAUAAAGACACGAAAAAGCUCUGACACUGCCUGUGAAUGCAUGAAGACUUAUUUUUGCUCUGAAUGAACGUUUAGUAUCUUAUUUAAAAACGUGCACAGUGAGGUCACUUUGAGGUGCAUUUAACCCUUUAUAUGCAUGAUUUGUGAGCUACAUGUUGCUUUUUGUCUCAAUUGUGUAGGGUUAGCAGGUACAAAAUCUGUCCAGUCUGUUGUGAAUCAGACUCUAGAGGACAUGAGGGCCGUUCCAUCUCUUGCUGCUUUUCUGAAUGUGCCCCUGAAGCAAGACGUGAAAGAGUUCCAGUAAAUCAGGAAUAUAUUGAAUGAGAUUCUGUCUCAGUCUUACAGUAAUGAAACUCUUUGUUGAAUCACGCUGUAUUUUUCACAGUGUUUUUUUUUGGGAUGACGUAAGGGGGAGGGCUCCAGCUUUGUGUAGUUAAAGCAGAAACUCACAUCAUUAAUUCAGUCUGAGCUCGAUAAAAACACAAACUGUGUGAGGAAUCGAGCGGAGCAGAGCGGCCUGUUUGUCUGGACGUCAGCUGGCUGUUAAAGACUCCACACAAACACCGUUUUUGUCCUGAGCUGCUUGUCCAGCCAGCACACAGUCACCUUGGCUAAGUGUGUGUGUGUGUGUGUGUGUGUGUGUGUGUGUGUGUGUGCGGGGAAUACCCCACAGUGCAGCUCUUUGUCUCAGAGGAUUCGGUUGCACCAAACGGACAAAGCAUCCAUGGUUGCUAGCAGCGACGGUAACAGGUGAAGUGAAACUUAAGGGCAAAACGACUGUGUGUGUGUGUGUGUGUGUGUGUGUGUGUGUGUGUGUGUGUGUGUGUGUGUGUGUGUGUGUGUGUGUGUGUGUGUAGAACUUUAUGAGUAACAGAAGUGAAACAAAGGGACUGCUGGUUGAAAGAAAUGUCAAAGUUUUCACACUCACACACAUUUAGAGUUGCCUCUGGCUGUGUUUUUCCAAAGUCUCCAUAAAGCAAACUAAACCUCUGCAGGACGUCCCUGUGAGUGUGUGUGUGUGUGUGUGUGUGUGUGUGUGUGUGUGUGUGUGUGUGUGUGUGUGUGAGAGAGAGAGAGAGGGAGAGAGAGAGAGAGAGAGAGAGAGACCAAAAAAGUGAAAAUAAAAGGUUAGAAAAAGUGAGAAGUGGAGGUAAGAGAUCAGAACAGGAAGUUUAUGAUGAAGAGAAGUCACCAAAGUGUCAAAGCGACUGUGUUUCUGCUUCACUUUGCAGCUCGGAGCAGGUAGAGGGCGCUGUUUUGUUUUGUCCUUUAAAUGCUGCCAAAAACAGUCAACAGUAAUAAAAAAAACAAACAAAGAUAAGUUAAUUUCGGGUUGUCACACAUGAAGAUGAUAUUUCCCAGCUAUAAAAACAUCUUGGUGAUAUUUUCCUUUGUUCACAGAGACAGAUUCAGAGACACUCCUGCUUGUCUCUGUGUGUUUUUUUUCCCUCACAAUAACAGAGUCAUUAUGAGAGCAGACUCACAAUGACUGAGCAGACAAACACUGUGAGACACAAAGAGGAGUUAAGAUCAUGAUAAAUGUUUAUGAGCUCCUGCUAAUCAUCAGUUAAAGACCUCAGGAGAGAGUCUGUGACACAUGAUUAAGUUCAUGAUGAUAACGGUGAGCGCAGACAGGAACUCAAACCUCUGUAAUAACACGACGCAAUGAUGGUGUCUGUUACUUCACGGAUGUUGUUUAUAUGUUUAAAGGAGAAUUUUUUGAAAAGCAGGUAUACGCGGUCUGGUUUCAGAUCCCUGUGUGUGUGUGUGUGUGUGUGUGUGUGUGUGUGUGUGUGUGUGUGUAUCGGGGUUAGGACUGGCCUUCAGGGUCACACAGGGAUCACUGGAUGACAGCAGAGUGUGUUAUAUUACAGUUCAUGAACAGUACAGACACUGAGUAACUCUGCAGACUCACUGACACACUUCACCCUUAUUUCAUCAGGAAUAAUCCUCAUGAAGGGUCGACCCGCUGUUCAUUUAAAUCCAGAGGAAUUAAAGGGAUAUUCCAGCGUAAAAUUAAGUUUUGGUCAAACACACCGUAACACCGAGUUAGACACCCCGUCGAGAGAUGAAUGUUGCCGACCGCUUGCUUCUCUAGUUAUACCAACUUUAGUAAUGAUCGCAGAUAGCGAUACAGAGAGCCACGCCCUCAACCAAAACGCCACUCUGUAGACACAAAUAAUGCUCAGAACAGCACCUAACUUCAUCAACAGGACAUAUAGGGUCACAGACAUAGUACUAGCCACCAAACAUCUUUUUAACUUUGACUGAUUUCUUUAGCAAAGAGUCUACAUUGAACUCCCCUUCUCUCUUCCAGCAGCCACUUGUUUGUUAUGAUAAUUUCUUUAUCGUUUCCUUGAAGUAAUAAUCAUCAUAUUAGUCAGAUUGCACUGCAGACGUUGUAGUUCUUCUGCCUUAGCGUCUCGGUCUGAUUGCAUUUCCAUGAGGAACUGAUCAUAAAUGUUCUUCCUUCAAUGGACUCACCGUCUCUGUACAAACAAGCGCCUGCUGGAAGCAAGAGGGUGAGUUGUGUUUAGUCUCUUUGCUAAAGAAAUCAGGCAAAGCUAAAAAGAUGUUUGGUGGCUAGGACCCUAUAUGUCCUGUUGAUGAAGUUAGGUGCUGUUCUGAUCAUUAUUUGUGGUGUUUUGGUUGAGGUUUGUUUAUGGCUCCUCAGACUGCUGUGUAUUGCUAUUUUGUGGUCGUUACUAAAGUUUGUAAAACUAGAGAAGCAAGCGGUCGGCAACAUUCAUCUCUCUAGGGGGUGUCUAACUGUGUUACUGUGUGUUUGACCCUAAAUUAAUUUUACGCCGGAAUAUCCCUUAAAUUCACUUGUUGACUCGUGUCGUUUUGGUUGAGAUUUCGUCAGAGGAACUUUGUUUUCAUUUUCCUUCAAACUUUCUUAGAUAGUGUUUUGAUAGUUUGUAAAAAGUCUGAAUGAAGAAAGAAUACCUCGAGGCUGAAAUGUGUUUCUAACUCAAACUUCCUCAAGUCAUAGAAACGACUGUAGGCCUGAAACUUUAUUUCAUUAUGUUUGUUUGCUCCUAGGUGACAUUUUAUUAUCGUGUAGUGUCACUGUGGCUGAACUCCGAAAACUUGAACUCUUCCUUCUGACUCCUCACAGACUUCAGCUUCUCUUUCUGUGGCUCCAAACUGCAGAAAUACGACCGACUCUGGCACCAGUUUGACACUGACUUGGUGGUUGAGUCAGUGUAGCUGCGGUAGACUCGCAGAAGUGCAGAAUUAUAAUUUUUGCAAAGUUGAAUCGCAUAUUUAAGAUGCAGAGUGGUGACUAUCACCUGAUUAUAUGGGUGCAAAACAGAGAUACAUCAUUCAUCAAAACACUGACUAUAAUAGAGAGAGAGAGAGAGAGAGAGAGAGGUGUGUGUGAGUGUGUAGGAGAGAGAGUGUAGGUGUUAAAAUGAGCGUGGGAGGCAGAAAGAGGUGAAGUUGGAGAAGAAGAGGAGUGAAGGACAGUUCAGUGGAGUGGUCAAACUGCUGCUGAAUGUGCUGCUGACUCACACACACACACACUCACACACGCACACACACACACACACACACACUAUCUGUGAGCUCAAAGAAAACCGCACUGAUGAAGUAAACACUAUCAUCCUCUCAGUAUUGAUGUCCAACCCCUUUUCUCUCAUUUGUCAACAGAGCUGUCAAUCAUGCCCCUUAUUUUAUAGCUUGAGAAAACCUGUUAAAACCAAAGUGGUGAGAAAACUGAACAUUCAGACAUUAAUCAGCGUGAUAGAAACUAACUGAACCGUUAGAAACUAAGAUUGAGAAAAGCUUAUCUGUGGUAUGUUUUCAUUUUCCAGUUCUGUUCAUGUUCCAUCUGUUUACACUUUUCUGAUGAGGACUUGAUUCAGUCAGGUGCAUUUUAAAGCCGUUAGCUGUUGGACUUAAAAGAGGAAGAGAUAUCAGGAGACACAUGAUAAAUCAGUUUUGAUGCAGUUGUCCAUUCUUGUUGUUACCUUGGAUACCAGCUUUUUUUUCGAAGCUCUUACAUGUGAUAAGAAAUCUCUGUUUCUGGAGGAUGUUUGGUAAAGAUCCAGAAAAUGCGCCCAAAGGCUGACCACUUCAGUUUUUUUAAAUCUGGCUAAACUAUCCCCACACCCACUCAGAGGGUUUCUCUUCCUGUGCUAACCGCCGCUGACAGUAAAAAUACCCUCAAAAGUUCCUGGAGGGGGAGAGUGGGAGUUGUGUCUCCCGCCUACCAUCACCGUCCUCGCUCUGUCAUCUCUUACAUCUGUGCAGCGCUCCCUGGUUCUCCCCGCAGACUAAAGCUUCAGAUCCAAACUCUACUGCUGUUUUUAAACACAUAAGGCUGCUUCAUAAAUGUCAGGAACAGCAGCCUGAAAGUACAGCAGGGACUUUCUUUACAUUUCCAGACCAUCUAAAUGGCUCAUUGUUCCCGAUAAUGUCACUGUGUUGUUGACUCAUUAGCUGCACUUUCACUUAAAGAAGAAAAAUAAACACUUAUGAGGGAGAUCAGUGUUGUGAUUAGUUAGCGAGUGCUGCUGCUCCUGGGUGGAGGACACCUCUUCACCUUUUUGUCGGUGCGCUUGGUUCACUUCAUUCAAACACAGAUGAUUUUAAAACCUUGGCAUUGAAAGACAAACAGUGAUUCAUUCAGAUUUUGUGUUUGAAAGUUGGAUGAGUAUUUUGAAACCAGCAGCAGCUGUUACAUCUCUCUGAUGUUUGGCAUUUGGCUGAUUACCUGUAUCAGCCUUUUUAUUCUACAGAAGGCUGAUAAAAGUCUGCUACUUCGACUCUCUGGGUUUAUUUUCUUUCUAAUGUCCCAACCAUGACACUAUCUGAUCAGCUGGGCGUCACGCAUUUAACAUUUGCACAAAAAAUGUAAAGCUCCUGUGAGAAACUUCAAAAUUCUGGAGCCCCCUGUGGACAAAACAGUCUUUGUUUAUCUUGGACUUCUGAUGAAAAAACAACAACUCAUCUUUCUGACAUUUGAUGGUUGAACGUUUUAUUUAUCGUGAAUCUUUUUGAGAAACUGGAUAAUCAGUUUCAACUCCUUUAAGCAAAUUUUAGAGUUGGAGUUUAAAAUAUUUGGAAUUAUGAAUUUUAACAGAAAGUUUUUAAUACAUCGAUGUCACAAACUUUUACUGACCUACAUCGAUGCCGACCCUUUAAGACCAAUAUCAGCCGAGCACAAGCGUGUGAGAUGAAGAAGUACGUAGACUACAGACUUUCCUUUCUCUUAUAUGAAUGACCAGAAUAAAUAAGGUGCAAUAUUUGAUAAUGAUGAUUUUUUUCUGUGGGUUGAAACCCAAAGCAGAUCAAACAUGUGACGGCGCUCUUUCUUUUUUUUUUCAGACAUUACCCCAAGACAUCGUUCACCAUCGUGGCUGACACACCAGAGAACCUGAGACUAAAGCAGCAGAGCGAGCUACAGAGCCAGGUAAACACACACACACACACACACACACACACACACACACACACACACACACACACACACACGUCCUAACAUUCACUGAAGCCCUGACUGAUCCUCAUGUGCGGCAGGUGUGUAACUGUAACUUCCUCGUCUCAGUGGGAGAGUUAAUUCUGGCGCCCCCUGUUGACAAAAAUAUACAUCAUAUACUUUUAGCUUUUGAAAAUCGUCUUUAAAGAAGUUUUAAACAUGAUAAAUAAAGAUGAGUCGUGUCUACGGUGCUCUUGUUGGUCCUUCAAGCUCGUCUCAGUUUACUCAGUUUGCCGUUUGUUUCACUGACGGCUGCAGAUUUCAGGCUCUUAGCUCCGCCCCUCUGGCACCACACAGAGAUGAAAACAAACAAACCCUCAGGUGUGUCAGUAAAAGCUGCGCUGACAGCUUCCUGAAGAUGAGAUGAGUCACUGCGCUGAUGUACUCGCACACACGCAUACACAGAUAAAAACGCUCAAACCUUCAUGCAAAGAACAUGUAUGUGAGAGGAAACGUGUUACACCUGUUUCAUAUACCCUCGUCCUGUGUCUGUGUGUGUGUGUGUGCGCGCGCACUCUGCAGACUGCAUCACAAAAGGACAGAUGUCCACUCAGCAGAGAGCAGGAGGAGACAUGCUGUUUGUCUUCGGAUGUGUGUGUAUGUGUGUGUGUGUGUGUGUGUGUGUGUGUGUGUGUGUGUGUGUGUGUGUGUGUGUGUGUGGUCUGUCCCUCAUUAAAACAACAGUAUAUUACCAGUUUGUCAUUUAUUGUUCAAAGAUUUACACUCUCAUUUAUUCUGUCCUCGUCUCUCUCUCCACCUCUUCUUCUCGGCAAACGUCUGUCCGUCUUUUCAAACUCAGUUCUUGUUUCAGCUCCAAAUCUGAACGUUCAGAGUCUAAAUCCAAACAGCUGGACAGAAUAUAUACUCACUCAGAAAUACUCACUCCUGUUUUUCGGCUCAGUUUUGAUCAGAGCACGGAGUUACACAGUCGCAGAAGUAAACCUGAACAGAAGUGGGAAGUUGCUCCAGGUCACAAAUCGAGCGCUUUGUUUCUUUCAUUCUCUGUUUGUGUUAAACUUUAUUCUUGAAUCAGGGAUGUGAACAUUUUUAUUGGUUUUCUGUUAGUUUAAAGUGCUGUGUGCUGCAGAGAGUGCAUGAGAAGUACUUUACAAACAGAGUCAGAUGGAUGGAUGAGUUUCUCACAUGGAGCUCUGUGGGGUCUCCUUGGCUCUAGUGGACACUCGAGGAACUGCAGUUUUCUGCACUUGUGUAUUAGUUUGCAUUUCAUGACUUCAACACAAUUUUUUGUCUGUUUGAUUUUUCAUGUUGCCAUAUCAUCUCACUCACUUCUCAAUAUACAGCUUUUAGAGCUUCUUCCAGUGCAAAGAAGACUGAGGCUGAGACCUUUGGGACUUUGUCCAUUUUGGACGGGUCAGCUCCUGAAAAUAUUCAUCUUCUCUUUUUGUUGUUUAAAAAUCAAACAUCCCCUCAGAUUGAUUCUUUUAAAGUCACUUUCUCACCUGCUUGAGUUUUAAAAUGCUCUUAUUCCUCCUCAUUACCUCCAGGAGUAAGGUUGAUAUGAAUCAUACUCUCUUCCUCUUCCUCCUCCUCCUCCUCUUCUUCUUUUAACUUUUCUGAUCUAAGCGCGAGUCGUCCCCGGAGGUGAGGUUGAAAUCACUUCACAUUAGCGCUGCAGCUCUGAGCAGACUGAUUAUAAGAGACGGUGACAGCGUGCAGAGCGAGCGAACGUUCACUCUGUGGGAAAACCUCCUCGUCUUCUGCUCUGACCUACUUCAGUGGAGGUGCAGAGGAGGGGACGUGACAUCACCGUCAUGUGACCAGAUGGUGUCGUCUCACAGCCAAAGAGUCGAAAUGAGUUGAUGCAAUCUGUCAGGAAACAGACCUGUCCAUCCUCACAUGCUUCCUCCCUCAGAUCCUUCCUACCUAACUUCUCUCCUCCAUCACUUUCCUCCUACAUCUGAACAUCCUUUCCUCAGCUUCGUCUACACCCUUCAUUUCUCCAACAACACAUCACUUUUCAGAAGCUUCAUUUGGCAUCUCCACCUGGACGCAUCUUCUUCUUGUGCUUUCAAUCGACUCUCAAAGUCAGGAGCAGCUUACCUUCAACGCUUUUCCCUGAUUUAAGACGCACAGAGAGCAAAAAUAGCUCCAGUGGAUGAGUCAUAGAGCCAAGACUGUAGUUUCUAACAUUUUUCAAAUGAAUAUAAUACCACCAAUAAGAGGUAAAAGCAAGGCCAUAAUGACCUUAUUACAGCUCUGCCAGUCGCAUACAGAAAAAAAUGAAACUCUUCACACAACUCUGAAAACUUGAAACUCUUCAAGGAUUCAAGGAAUCUUUAUUGUCCAAAUCAAUAUUGGCAAAUCGCUUUACAGCCAGCAGUGCCACAAACAGACAAGCAAGCACAGCAAUAAAUAAAUAAAAAAACGAUAAACAGAGAGACUAAAAACAAUCACUUGUUUAAAGACCUAUGGCGGCAUGUUUGUCCUACAUCUAGGCAGGACGUACCUGCAGCCUGACGGGAGCAGCACAAACUCACCAGCCGAGGGGUGGCUCUGAUCAGUGAGGAGUGAGCGAGCCUUGCUUAGUGUUCUAAGCUUAAAAGUGACUUUCUUGAGAUCCUUGAGGUUAAUGCCAGCAGUUUUGCUGCUCAUUUUCUCUAUACCAGACAGUCUGUUCUUGUUUUUUAAGGAGAGUGGGCCGUACCAGCAAAUAAAAGAGAAAGUAAAAACAGACUCAAUCAAACAGGAAUAAAACAUUUUCAUCAAAGUGCUGUCAACAUUAAAACUCUGCAGUUUCCUGAAAAAGUACAAACGUACAUGUGUUCGUGCUCUUUGAUUUUCACUAGAAAGUUUAGGUUCUGCUUAACAGAGUUGAUAUGACGUCUGACGUCUGCCUACCGCUGAACCAACUGAUUCCAAUCCUGUCAAAUGAGACCGUUAUUCCUUCAUCCAUCAGAUCGCUCCUUCAACAUCAUCACCAUCCCUCCCAGAUAUCUUCUCUAUCAAAUUUACAUCCUCUUCUAAACAUCCUCUGUUAGAUCUGUUAUCUUUUCAAACCUUGCUCCCUCUGUUAUUAAAUUGUUACCUCCCUCAUGGCGGUCCUGCUUUGAUCGUUGGUCACCAGCUGAAAAAACACACGUGUCAUAUUAGCUCUGCGGGACGCUCUGGAUGGGUGAAUGCUGCUGUAAUCUGCUUUGUUUUUGGGAACAAUCGCAGUGACACACUCACACACUCUCUCUCUCUCUCUCUCUCUCUCUCUCUCUCUCUCUAUCUUUCUGUCUGAGUCAUACUCCUGCAGUUUACAGCCUUAUGUAACUCUGAGGGUUAAUGGGCUGGUACUGAUGACUGAUCCACAGCAGCAGGAUGACUUUAUGGCUGGAUGAGCUGCAGAGUGUCUCUAAAGGUUGAGAGGAGAGUGACCGCCUGCUGCUCGCUCGUUGUUAUUGUCUGAGGGUUGUAAAUCGUUCAACCUCAUCUCUGAUUGACAGGAACGCUGCAGUCACUCCCAAAGAUGUGUGUUAGAUUUUGACCAUGAGUGACAGCUUGAGAAGAAACUCAGAGGUUUCUGUGUGUAAUAUUGGGUGAUCACUUCACUUUACUUGAAGCUUGAAGUUAUUAUUCAUUUAUGACUUACAGAGCAAACACGAACAUUAGUCUGAGGAUUUAUUAUUUUUAUGAGGUUAUUUACAAUACUAGUAACAGGAAAAUGGUGACGCUGUAAAUUGCUGAUUUAAAUGGAUGUUGACGGUUUUACAAACUUUGAUUCAAACUGGUGCAAAGAGAACUUAUGAAUCUUGAAACUGAAACUUUCAUUGAUUUAUGAAAAAUGUAUGCUCCUUUUAAGUUAGGUGUCAGCUACAAAUGUCAAAAAUGAUCAAUCAAACAGGUCAAAAGUUGUUAAAGAGGAAAAACCAAACAGGUAAAAAGUUGUCUAAUGGUGGAGGAGCAUUUUUAAACUAAAGAGGUGAAUUUCCAACAGGUUAUUCAUAUGACUGGGUAUAAAAAGGAUGUUCAGAGAGGCUGAGUCUCUCAGGGGAAAGAUGGGAAGAGGUUCACCACUCCGUGAGGGACUGCGUGAGCUAAUAGAUCAACAGUUUCAGAAUCAUGAUUUUAUUUUGAAGCUUUAAAGAAUGUAAAGAAGAAAUUUUACAUGACCAUGAUCCUGAAAAAGAUUAAAAAGUAUGAAAGAGGAUUAGGGCCACAAGAAAAGAAAAAAAUUGUAACAGGCAGAUUUUUUAAAUUUCCAUUUUGAGGAUUCAAGUUGAAAUUUCAAGAUUAAAGUCGAGAUUUAAAAAAGUCAAAAUGAAAAAAAUCGAUAUUUCAACAUUCAGGCUGAAAGUUCGAAAUUUAAAAAAUUGAAAUUACGUGAAUAAUGUUAAAGUUUCGACUUAAAUCUCAAAAUUUUAAUUGUCUUAAUCUCGAAAUUUUGACAUUUUGUGAACUCGGAAUUUCAACUUUAAUCUUGAAAUUUUGACUUUAAUCUUCUUCCUUUAAAUUUAUUUUUCUCUCCAUGUGGCCCUAAUCCUCUUUUGUAAAAAAUGAGAAUAUUUUUCAUAAAACAAGUCAAAUUUUUCAGCUUCGUCAUUUGAGGUCUAGUCUUUGCACUAUUUUAAGUUUAAAAAAGAAGAUAGAUCAGCUCAAAAUCAGUACAAAAGUUCUUCACAGGAGCUUUAAGAUGAUCUGUAUCUGCUAAAAUUGGUCAUGAUAUUUUCACGUCAGGCAAACAGACUCAGAGUAAAUCAGAAACAGCUGAUUUGGAGUAUAGAUACGUUUCCUUAUUUUCAAGCGUCCCUCUGUGUCUUUGCUCUCCUGCAGGUGAAAUAUAAGAAGGACUUUGAAGAGAGUAAAGGUCGAGGGUUCAGCAUCGUGUCCGACACUCCAGAGAUGCAAAGACUCAGAAAGACUCAGGAGCAGAUCAGUAUUGUACGUAUGAGAAACACACGCACACACGCACACGCACACGCACACACACACACACACACACACACAUGCACACACACAAGUCAAGAAACAUGCAUAGAUACACACUACUGAUGUUACUUCAUGGUGUUUGGACGCUUCAGAGUGUGUGUGUGUGUGUGUGUUUGUGUGCAAGUGGAUGCAUGAGACAAAGUGAAAGGUGCAAUAAAGUCAGUGAGCAUAAAGGUACACACUUAAUAUCCACAUACACACACUAACACACACUGGACACACAAAAUCUCAACAUCGAGCCGCUUGGUGUGGGAGACAUCAGCUGUUUGAAGACGAGCUCCUUCUGAAGACAGAGAGACGGAGAGAGUAAGUGAGAGCGAUUUUAUUUAAGAUUUGUAAAUUUCUCAACUUUGACCAUAAACUGUAAUAACUCAUCUUCUGUGUGUGGGUGUUUUUGUGUGUGUGAACAGAUACAGACGUGUCCAGCUGCUCUGUCCUGGACUUAUCAGGUAGUGUUUUACUUUCUUUCAUAUCCCUCUCUCAGUGGAUCUUUCCUAAACAUCCUCAUAAAAUCAAACUGUGUGUUUUUCAUUGUUUUGGUAACACAAACUGAUAUUAGCGACAAAGCCAAGAUAGGUACAAAAACACAGAGUCAAAAUCAACACUUGGACAUGAAUCGUCACGAUGAGAGAUAAGUAUAAAGAUGAUUGAGGAAAACUACUUUGACUUGUACUUUAAUUCUGUUGCUAACGCAUGUUCCAUCUGUUUCCAUGGAGGAGGCGGGCCUUUUGACCUAUACUGCAGUUAUGUAGGAGGGGCUCUUCAUUUGUUUGGGAUUUUUUUAAAGCAUUUGAGUUGUGCUGAUUAUUUAUGAGGCGUAUUUAAACAAUUCAAGACAUGACAGAAUAAAAACAGUCAAAAAAAAAGGUAAAAUAUUGAGGUGUAGGGAUUGGUUUGGUUCUGUUUUAGAGUUUGAAGGGUUAAAAACAUCGUCUCUUAUCUUUCCUUACAACAUCAAUUCAGCUCGGACCUUUUCCUCUUUAUUUUUUGGUUAUUUCACGUCUCCCUCCUCUUUUUUCUGUCUCUAGCCCUCCCAUCAUCAUCACCUCUUCUUCUGUCCAUCCUUUGUCUUCUGCCCUCCCCCCCUCCAGUCUGUUUACAUGACCGCGUGAUCCUGUUAUUCCGCUGCAUAAAUACACCACCCAUUUCUUCCACUUUAAUUCACUCAUACACACAUCGCUCUCCCUCUGAUGGUGUGACAUUCAGCGGCCGACACAUCUUUUAUUGAGUCACUCAGCUGUUUUCAGGGUUGACCUGCUGAUGAAAGAGGAAGAGGAGGUCAGAGAGGACACAGACAGAGUGAGCUGAAGGAGACGAAAAAACAAAAUAAAAUAAAGUUACGGUAAAAAAGAAAGGGUUUGUUAGAGGAGGAUAUGAGUCUGAGGAGAAGCGUGUUAUCCUGCAGAGGUUUCCAGGCAGUAAACCUGGUUCACAUCAGGACGAGAUCACACGGAUCUCUCCGAGGAAAAGCUUUUGUGUUUCCAAAUUCAUUAACAAGAUCUGAAGAGGAGAGAGAGACACAGCUCCAGGAGCUCCUGGUCACAAGACAGCCUUCAUUUUUUUUUUCUCCAUCUCCAAAAACCGUCUUUCCCACUUCAGCUUUGAGUGGAGACAGAUUCUCACCAAAGCCGUGAGUCCUCAGGGAGCCGUGUUUACUGUGAUUCAGGGUGAGAGGGUUCUGACUACAGGCUCGGGGUGCAGCCAGGACUCCACAGGCAGGACUCAGAGACCUGAUUCAUCGCUUCUCCUCCGUUUCUCUCAGCUUUUAUGUUUCUGAUGGAGUUCUGCCCAGAUUCUUGUACUCUGGAUUUUAUCGGCUUCAUAUUCACAUUUUUGCAAAUUGGGUAUUUGCGCUGUUUACUGGAUCUGGACGUCAAUUAAAACAGAUUAAACAAAAAAACAAAAAGUGAUAAAGCAGGAUGCCCUGAGCAGCUCAGCUCAGAUUAUAGGAUCAAUUUAUCAGGCCAAAGUGUUUGCAUUUAUCUCCAAUGAGCUCAGAUUGAUCGUGUCUGAGGGGUCCUGGUAGGGUAUCGAUAAUAAUAUCAUUGUGAAGAUUAAGGUUUUUGAUUUUAUUUCAGUGUUUUUCAUGUGUUUGGCAAAUUUCACAUUCCUUCCAGCUUACUCAUCUUCAACUCUAAGACAACAGACACACAUUCAUUCAGCAGGUACCAGUCUUUGUUGUUAUACCACACACACACACUCAGUACCCAGCACUGGCACUGCGGCUGAAGUGAAGGGCACAGUGGCGAUAAGGUCUGGAGUAGAGGGCUAAAUGUGGAAGUCUGAAGUGAUAAGAAAUACCUGAUGAGCCGACACCCAGUAGACAGUCAGACCUCACAGGAGACGAGCCGAAGCAGAGUGGUCGCUUUGGAGGACGGUUAAGAUUCUGAGGAGAAAGUCGAAAAGACUCUGAGGAACCAAGUAGAGAGCAGGAGGAGAUACAGAGAGAUCAGUUUGUAAGAGAAAGCCAAAUCUACUUAAGACGUUCAGAGUCAGCGAAACUUCCUCUGUGGAGAGUUUUUGGAUCCUUAAAAACUUUCCCAAACUGAAAGGAAGUCAGACGAGGAGACUUGUAAAGAGACGAACACAAUCGGACAAGGUGAGUGAAACUAACUGGAAUAUAAGGGAGUAAACCAAAUGCACAGAAAAACAUCCAGAGAGGUUUCUGAUCGUGUGACUGAGCGUGAAAAUUCAAAAAGUAAGUCCAAGAGUGAGAAAUGUUUCCCAGUGACUUUGAAAGGUGACCUUGACAGCAGACAGGAAGUGUGUCAGUGACCCGAACAUGGAGGACACUGACAGGAGAGCAGAUCGGCGAGCUGUAAUGUUCACCUUUAGCACCAUUUGGUAUUUUUAAGAGUUAACUAGUUUGAUGGUUGAUUUCACAGUGAGAAGACUUUAAUGUGGACCUGUUGGAGAUUUACUCCUCAAAUAUGGCGGAAAACACCGUGCAAGUCUGUGCAUAGCUAAAGUUACCGCCUUAAUUCUAUCAAAACAAUUUUUACUCUCGAUAAAUAAAAGGCGUGGCGGUAAUCCUGGACUCUGUUUUCCCAAUAAGGUUGUAUUAUUCAACUAAAAUAUACAUCCUGUCCUCAGUCUGCUCCUCUGUCCAAACUUUAGUCUAAACUGACCUGAAAUCAGUAUUUUGUCCUCAGCAGUGACUAACAUGGAAGGAGGUGGGGCCAAAGCUGCUUUAGUGUCUGCUGAAGACAAGAAAGAAGUCCUCAUGAUGGAGGUAGAGAAAGAAGAGUCUUUCCAAGAGACGAUGGAAACAACAGUGGAAACAACAGUGACCACGGUGACGAAGGUGGUAGAGACGACGAUGGCGGCAAAGGAGGAUUUAAAAAGUGAAAUAAUACCUGAGGAGGUGGAGAAGGAGGAGGAAGAAGAAGAGGUGAAUAAAAAUGAAAGUGAAGCAGAGACGGAGACAGAAGAGGAGGUAAAGACUGAGGAGGAGGAAGAUGAAGCAGAGAUGGAGGGAGGAGAAGACGAGCAGAGUCGAGCUAAGAAGUUGUUUGGAGCCUGGGAAUCUGAGGUGAGACCCUGUUUUAAUACCUGAAAACUAACCACAACCAACCUUAAAUUUAACACUGAGCUCAGUUUAAUCCUAAAACUAUCAGAUUAUCACCAAACAGGAACAUGAUGGAGAAAAGAUAUGCAAACUGGGAGAUGAGAUGAGUGUGUGGUCAAACAGACGAUCAGUUUAUUUCCACAGAAAUAUCAGGCUCUGAUUGGUGCUGUUUGAAGUUUUAUGAGAGAUGUUCUUCUGCUGUCCCUUGGCUUUUCAGGCACAUACACGAACACAUAAACUCUCCUCCUGCUCCUCUCCCUGCUCUCCUCUCUCCUCUCCCUGCUCUCCUCUCCCUGCUCUCCUCUCUCCUCCUGCUCCUCCUUGUUCUUUUAAUUGGAUCACUCUCUCUAUUAAUCAUAUUUCCUGCUUCAGUACUCCACUUCAAACCCUGUUUCCAAACUGUGUGUGAGUCCUGCGUCGAGCUUUGAGGAUUUUCGUCUCCUUUGAAGAAGUCUGCUGAGAGGCAGAUUUGGUUUUUCUGCAGACCCCUCCCCUCCUCCACCCCCCCAAGCUCUGACGGGGACUCUUUGUGUUGACCUUGGCAUGGGGCAUCGCCUGGCACUGCAGGUUUUCAUGCAGGCUCAGAGAGGAUUAGCGGAACUACAAAUGAAAAUGUGCCAUUAUUAGCUUGUGAUAGUGGGAUUUUUAGGACUCAAUCAGGCCUGUUAAGUGAGGCGGGGGAUUAAUGGAGCAUGGAUAAGGAAAGUUUCCUCUGGUUGACUCAGUCUCAGGAUUAUUGGUGGGCUUUAGACGGAUAAUUCAGUUUGCCAAUAUUGUCUUUUUAUUACCAAACAGCCUGAGGAGACAUUGUCGGACCCCCUGCUGUCUUUAACAGAGCUGUUUUAAGGUCUCUUAAGAAACACUGGAUACUUAUUUUAAGGCAUGAGUUAACUCUGUGUUAAUAACUUGAACAACAGCACAGAAAAGCUGACAGUAACCUUGUUAUUUUAGGCCUCCUCUGACUCAAGGCCUCCUCUCCCAGACCCAGCGUUCAACAGGAGGUGCAGUCUGCUCGUCAGUGAGGUAAGUGGAUGUUUUUCCUCAUCAACAAACACAGCUUUCAUUCUCGUCAUCAGUGAGCAUCCUUCGUCGAGCACAGAGGGAAUAUGCUCAGAUGGAGACACACCUUAAGACUCCUGCAGCAGUUUAACGCUCGUAUUUUUCUCAGUGAAAGCGUUGAAUGAGGGUGGAUGCUGUCGGAGGAUGUAGGAGUGUGAGAUAUUGAUUCCCCGCUGUGAGUCAAACCUGGCAGCGCGGCUCUUUGCAGCAGCAGAGUGACUCAUCAGCUCCGGUGGAAGCGAGUCAACCCACUUCAUAAAAGCAGCUGCGAGUCUCCCUCCAGCUGCCGCCGCUCUGCCGCCUCUGUGCGUCCUUCGGUCCGUGUGAAUGCGACUCUGGACCCUGAGGGACAGAGUCCAGGACGCUCAGAGGUGUGUUUGGUGGCUCUCUGCUGUUCAGGGAGGAUCUGAAUGACAGUAGAAGGAUGAAACCUCGUAUUAUGUAGAGAGCAAAGACAGCAAUCAAGCUCAGUCCCACCACCUCCAUCUGAGGAACUCCUGAAGAAGUCCUAACCCUGGUCUGCAGAGUGAACUUCUUCAGGAGGCCCUGCCCUCAGCUGAAUGAAGUGUCCUACCUGAAGUUUGAGGGAUUAAAUUAAAUACAGCAUCAAGCUUUGGCAUUAUCUCCUCUGACUCCCACAGAGACAGGAACUUUAUGUAACCAUGGUUACAAGUCACACAACUUGCGUGUAGUUUACAUAAAUAACUGUUAUGCAGACUCACAAAAUUACGCCACAAAUCUCUGUUUUUUUUUACAAGCAUUGAAUCAUUUUCAGUCUGAUGAGCAGAGAGCUGAUUUUAAUCCUUAGUUUUGUCUGUUAUAGACCAGUCGGCCCGGUCUAUUUCCUGUACAAAAGUGAUGCAGUUUAGCGUUUAAGACCUAUUUUUCUAAACGACUCCUCCUUAAUAUCUGGGUGUAGGGUAUCCUGAUAUCCUCCCACUUGUCUGCAUGUUCUAGAGAUCACCCUCUGCACCUCCUCCUCUAAAUCCUAAUGAGCACUUUGUUAUCAUUUGUCCAGGUCUUUUUAAACAAAAGUAGACUUAGUUCGAGCUCACUAGCAUCACAUAUCUGCUGCUUCCAUCCUGUGCUUUCUGUUGUGUUGGAUUUUCCACAGAUCAGGGCGGACAGCUUGUCAUCUGUGGAUUACUUCUAUUGUUCUCCAGAGACUCCAAACAAAAUCUGUCGGCCUGUUUCCCGACCAUCCGUCCAAUCAGAAUGAGUCCAACUCCAAACUGUGGCACAUAUUCAAAAUAAAGUCCAAACAGAAGAGCGUUUCCUAUCUGUCGCUGUAAUACAAAUUAAUGCAGGAAUAACCUUAGAUUUCUGCACACGCGACUGAUGAUGAAUAACCAGAAAACAUCAUUUCUUCAUCCUCCUUCUGAGAGACAUCACCUGAUAUAACUUCUUCAUAUCCUUGUUUCAGGAUAGUCAACACUUAAGGGUCGAUUUUGUCAUCAUACAUCAUGCGUCAUAUUCUGUAAAAUCCACUCGCUUUGUGAGGACGGCAGCUUUCCAGGGAUAAACUCUGUUUGCUUCUUCAAGAGCUUUUCUACCCCACAGAGAGGAUCAGUGUGUUUUCAGAGUCCCUUAAAAAACAAAUUUCUCUUUAAUUAUUUGUGUGAUUUUUGUUAUUUUAGUCAUUUGCUGGCUGUGCUAGAUGGAGGCUGCUAUCCUUGUUGUGGUUUGUCAACCAAUCAGAGGCUGUUUCUGCUGUCAUCUGACCUGUAAAUGCCAAUACAAUCUGCUCUUAGUAUAGAAAAGAUAAGAAUAGAUUAAUCCUGUUUGUCUUCUUUAGUUUCAGUAGAUUUGAGCUUCUUCAGGGAACCAUUCCUGGGAUGCUUCACUUACAGACAUGAUUAUUUUUUACAUUUAAUUUCAUGUGAAGAUAUUUAAAACACUUUCAUUUAAAGCUCUUGUGCGGAACUUUCAGUUUGUAUAAAUUUGGAUGACUUGGGAUGAGAAUAUGUGGAUGUAGAUGGGGGUUAUGAUGAUGAAUGGUUGGAAAAAGAAAGACACGACCAGGAUGAAUGGAUGGAUGGAGGGAUUUCUGGAUGAUUUUGCAGCUAAACCCUAAAUGGAAGCAUGAAAGAGAGAACAAAGCAGCAGGUUUUCAAAAGUUAUUCAUUUAUGCCAACAUCGGCUCCUUUGUGCAUCAAACUUUGAGAAAGUGCUAACACUGCGAUCCUCCUGGGGAUGAAGAUGGAGCGCGGCAGAAGUUCAGCUUGCAUGCAGUUACAACACACACAUGUAUUGAAGCUCACACACCCUCCUGUCUCCUCCCUGCAGGUGAAGUAUAAGGAGGACUUUGAGAAGAUGAGAGGUCAGAGUAUGUUCGUGCCGGGAGCCGAACUCAUCCACUCCAAGAACAUCAGCGCUGUGAUUUCAGAGGUAUAUUAUCGAACAUCUCUUUAAAGACGUGAAGACUCAUUCGGCCUCAUAAAGAUAGAAAAGUUAUCUUCACAGAUACAUUUUCUCUGCUUUGAGGAUUCUGACUGUUUUUGUUGAAAUGUGAAACUGUUUCAGUCCAAAUACAAAGAAGAGGGAAAGAAGGAGGCGUCCAUGUCUCUGUACUCCAUCCUCCCUGAAACUCCUGAAACUCAGCGUGCCAGAGAGGCUACAGCGCUGCUCAGUGAGGUACAAUACUCAGCAUUUACAUCUUCUGCAGACCUCACUGAUGAGUUUUAAAGCACUUGUGCAGGAAAAAUGUCUCAAACUAUAGCACUAAGACCGGGUGGUUUAAGCUGCUGUAAAUCCAGCUGGUUUUUCAGUGAUAAAUGUGAUAAUAAAACGUGAUUUCAGCUCUGACAGUGUUCACUUUUUCUUCUUUGAUUUUCAGGCUAAAUAUAAAGGAAACCUGAAGACAGAGAUCUCCUCCUCUCUUUACUCUCUGCUGCCAGAAACAACAGAGACCCAGUUUGUGAAAGAGCUGACUGAGAUGCUGAGCGAGGUGAGGACAGGACGGAUGGACGGAUGGAUGGAUGGAUGGAUCAAUCAAUGGGUGGAAAUGUUUUGAUGAUGGAGGGAUGUAUGGUGGUUAAUGGAUAAAUAAAUAAUAGAUUAAUGGAUGAAUAAGCGUAAAUAUGAUUGAACUGAAGCAUUGAUGGAUAAAUUGACGAGUGGAAGAAGAAUGAAUUAAAGUAAAACUAGAGGGACGAGUGAUUGAUGAAACGGCAGAUGAUUUAGUUAAAAACUGAAUUAAUUGAGGGAUAAAUGGAUGAAUGGAUAAGUUAUUGGUCCAGAAAUGGACAGAUAGAGGAAAAGACGGAUGGAUGGAUGGAUGGAUGGAUGGAUGGAUGGAUGGAUGCAUUAGUAAUGGAUGAAUCUGAAAAUCAGUUGUGUGGAUUUGUGAAAAGAUUUAUUGAUAAGUAGUUUUAGUGAUACAGAGUUAUGAUAGUAAAUGUCUGGGUGAAUCAUUAGAAGGUUGGAGAAGAAUAAACAUCCUGAUAAUUAAAAGGCCGGACGAUGAAGUGAUGGAUAAACAUAAAGAUGAACAGAUGAGUGAUUAAAGAGAAUGACUGUGAAUCUAAAAGUUGUUUUCCUCUCUGCUCCUCAGAACAAGUACAAGGAGGAAGGAAAGAAGGAGAUGAGCAGCAGUUUGUACUCCCAGCUUCCUGAAACCGCAGAGAUGCAGCUGGCCAAGACCGUCCACGAGUUCCAGAGCGAGGUACUCCAACACGGUAUUCAUCCUGAGUUAAACAGCAGCUGUGUUUCAACGUAUUUCAUCAGUUAUUCUCCGUCUGGGCAUCAACGCACAGGCCUUAUUUAAUGCAGCAGCAGCUGCAGGCUUGAUGAGGCUGUGAGGUCUCCCACUGCAAAUGAAUUAAACACAAAAAGCAAACACGAAAAUCUCAAUCGAACUUCAGCAACCAGGAGAAGUUGAAGUCACUCAAGAGCCACCGAUGUUUGUGUCCCAACAGUGCAUUUACCCAACGUCAUGAAAAGUCUCAUCCAGGAACCAAAAGUCUGAUUUAUUUUUGUCUCUUCACCAGAAAAAGUACAAAGAAGACGGGAAGAGAAAAGCCUCCAUCUCUCUCUAUUCCCAACUCCCUGAAACUCCAGAAAUACAGCACGCUCUGGAGGUUUCACAGCUGCAGAGUGAGGUAACAGGACCAUAACAGAGUGGGAACAUGAAUAAUAGCAGAGUUUACGAGGAUCCUGUUUUCAGAGGUUAUUCCAGUUUUUUAGGUUUUAAUUCAUAAAGACCAGAGAGAGUUUUGGAGUCACUCCUGCAGGUCAGAAAACAGCAGCUUGUAAUGGAUUUAUUCAGACACUGAUUGGCUCCUUUUGUCGAUCAAAGAGUCUGUGAAAGACAUUUAUGAAACAAGAAACAGAUGUUGACAAAAUCUGUGACUGUGCAGAACAUGGGGGUUGCUGUUCUACCUCUGCCUCUCAAGACCCUUUUGGGGGGCGGUGUAGGACUGGAGGCAAACAUGUGUCACCACCACAGGAGAGGAGGGAACAUGAGAGUCUUAAAUGUGUGACAAACUCAGUGUACCAUCCACCUGUCCUACAAAAGAAAGCAUGCUGAUGAUGGAGCAGUUUCAUUCAUGUUUCCUCUAUAAUUCUUCUUUCUUCCUCACUCUCCUGUUUUUACUCUCUCAGGUGAACUAUCGUCCCAAACUGCUGGUCAAAGGUGCUCCCUCCUCUCUGUACUCUCAGCUGCCUGACACCACGGAGAUCCAGUUUGCCAGAGAGAUGACGGAGAUGCACAGUGAGGUACAGGAGGACACUGUUUUGAGUCUGUGUAUCAAUGUUGACUCAUAAAUGAAGAUUAUUCCCUCUGAUUUACCUGGAAAGAUGAUUUUAUUGGGUCAAAAACGGCCUGAAAUGUUUGUUUUUAUUGAACUUGAAGUUUUACUUUGUACAGAUAAGCUUAUGCCAAUAUUCCCUCUAAAAGUUAAACUUUUCCAGAAGUCAGUUCUUGAAGUUUGGAAAUGAAUUUUACUGAAACUCUGGAAUAAAAACCCCGAGUGUUUUCACUCCAGCUGAGAGAGGAGCUCUCUGUAAAACAGCUGACAGAUCGUUUUGUCCUCUCUCAGAGUAAAUAUAAAGAGGGCGGCAGGAAGAGCCUCUCUCAGAGUUUCUACUCUCAGCUCCCAGAGACCGCAGAGAUCCAGUUCGCUAAAGGAGUAGCCGAGCUGCAGAGCCAGGUGAGACUUACCUACAGAGACCAGACCCUCUUAUGGAGUUUAAAUCUGCCUCGUCUUUGUUUAUGUGCGUGUUUUACGAGCCUACUGUACUUUAAUGCGUUUUAUUUAUAGAUGCGGUACAGGGAAGCCGGCAAGAAGGGCGUGAACUCCAAUUUGUACUCUCUACUGCCGGAGACUUUGGAGACGGCUCACGCCAAGGAGGUGUCAGAGCUGCUCAGUGAGGUACAACAAGUCAGAGACAGUGAUGAGGAAAGAAACAUGAUCAAACAGGAGAUAGGAUUUUAGGGUUCAAAAGAUUCAAUUCAGUUAGAGAAUUCAAGUUUCUUUUCGGACCAAACAAAGACUUAUUAAACUCAACUUUGGUACAAAACACCUAAUGAACUUUUGUGGGAAUCUCUCCUGCCUGUGGUGUCAUUUUUUAUAUUUUCGGUGGUGUUGAAUCUUCCCGAGAUCAUAAAUGAUAAAGUGUUUUAUGUUAUGAUGUGUUGCUGUAGGUGAAGUAUAAAGAAGAGGGGAAGAAGGAGAUGAACAUCAACCUGUACUCUGUGAUGCCUGAGACCAUCCACACCCAGCACGCUAAAGAGGUGUCACACCUGCAGAGUGAGGUACUUUAACUUUGUUCAUGUGUUAAACGGUUCAUGAGAGAUUUCUUCAUUUUCCUGUCACUGUCAGUAUUGAUUUCAGAUGCAUUGAUCCACUCCUGUCUCCUGCAGGUCAAGUAUAAAGAAGGCCUGAAGCAGAGGAUGCAGAGCAGCUUGUACCAUCAGCUCCCAGAGACCACAGAGACACAGCUGGCCAAACAGCUGUCUGAGCUGCAGAGCGAGGUACGUGACAUCGAAGGAUGCUACUGCUUUUAAUGAUCCGGUUUAGGAUUGGGUUUAAACCCGGGCUUCUAGUUGACACAUUUAGGGCUUUGGUGACAGGCUAUGAAAACAUCAGCAGCAGUGAAGCAGGCUGUAAUGGUCUAAAGGGUUUAUUACUGUGUGUCUGUAGAGUCAGGAACAUUACUCCAAGUCCCUGCAGAGACAGACGGGCCUUUUUUUUAAGUUUACAUCUUUUUAUUUCCCCUGAAUGUUGACUGUAAAGCUCUUAUGCUUCUUUAGCUUGAUCCUUUGAGUGAUAUCAGCCUAACUGUCUUACCCGCCGUCCUGCAACAUAUCAAAUAAAAUCAAAACAGAGUUAAAAAGCUGAGAAACAAAAGCAGCAGCAGUCAAGAGCCUCCUGAGUCGUCUUUGGUUUAAUCAGCUGGUUUUUUUUUAAUGACUGCCUUCGAAUAAAAAAAUCAUCUUCGAGCCCCUCAGAUUAAAAAAAAGACAGAUGCAGUUCUUAAAUAUUGUUCACAGCUGAGUUUAAGCUUCAUCACUAUCAGACCUGCAGGAGAGCAGCAGUGAGGUCGGAAGGAUGACACCGACGAAGAAGAGCGCCUUCAAGAAGAGUUGAUUUUAAAAUGAGCUUUUUUUGCUUUUUAAUGUUCAAACUGAUUUCUCGGUAUUCAGAGCAGGAUGAAAUUAGAGCAACAAGAUGAAAACAUCCGGCUGUCCUCACAUCUAUGAUUCUGGCGUGUGGACAAACAGAGCUUUCAGGCGGUCAUGCACAUGUGUGACAGAGAAAAUCCAGUUUUCACAGUCAGAGCAGCAGGAAUACAGCAUGUGGUAACAUAUGAGACUUUAACUACAGCACUUCUAUCCUCACAUGAGGAGGUGGAGCUAAAUAUGCAGCUCUAUUAUGAGAUUUAAAAACCCUGUACUCACGCAGCAGUUCGAACUACUUCAACUCUUCCCACUCGUCCCACGCUUUCAUGGAAAAUCACUCCACUGCAACCCAAAAUAACGGAUCUGUAAAGGCAGAGGAGGAUCUUUAGAGUUACUUAACCUGAUAGGUGCAAUCUAAUUGACUUUAUUAAUGUUAUCUGACUGGAAAAUACUACGACACUCUCAUCUUAUUCACAGCAAUAGGAUGAUUCUUGUGUAGCUGAUUUUUGAGUCAUGUCAGGGUUUUAAAAAGGAUUAAACACACAGAUCAAAGUUGAUUUAUCUGAUCUAAAUCACUCUUCAAAGCCACCAAACUUCAUUGGCAAAAAUGGUCAUUUUACCUCAGAGGACAUAGAAGUUGCUGGUCUACUUCUUCCUUUCGCUGCGACUUUUUUGACUUUAUUUGUUUUGUUUUGAAUAAGAAAUAACUCUUUUUAAAUUUGCAAAGUGACACAAGCGAAGAGGCUGAGAGGAAGGCGGGGAGAGGCAGACCAAAGAUGGUCAUAAACAGGCAUUAGGACCAAGUUCAGUCCGUUUCUAAAGCAGUUCAAAACUCCUCACACUCGUGCCUUUAGCGAUUAUUUUAGGGGCGUGGCUGACAUGAUUGACAGGCAGACACAUUGUAACUCUGAAGUGACUACAUCUGUUUUUGUAAACUAUGUAGAAUUGAGUGUUUUAUUAUAAAUGCAGCUGAGAGAGAGGGAGUAAAGUUGCUUUUUUUGUAUCUGCAGACAAAAUACAAAGAAGCAGGAAAGAAGGGCGUGAACUCCAAUUUGUACUCUCUGCUGCCUGAAACUCUGGAGACGCAGCACGCCAAAGAGGCCGGAGAUCUGCUCAGUGAGGUGAGGAGCUGCUCCAGCUUCUUUAAUUCUGAUCGUUUUAAGAUACCGCUGAUAGAAAAGUAAAUAAAUUGAAACUCGUUCUCAUUUUUUCAGAGAAAGUAUAAAGAAGACGGUAAGACAGAGAUGACCAGCUCGCUGUACGCCACUCUGCCAAACACCACAGAAACCAGCUUUGCCCGAGAGAUGACGGACAUGAUCAGUGAGGUACUUUCAGAACAACUAAAAUCACAACUGGAGUAAUGGAAACAGAACAGAACCACAGGACUGUGUUAAACCUGCAGAAGCAGAAUUGUUUGAUCCUUGGCUGUGAUUGGUCGGCACAGGUGUGAUUAUCAUCAUAAAGGAUCAGAGAGGUUAUCUGUGUGGCUGCUUUGAUAUGCAUUUCCCUCUUGUUGUACUGAGCCGGUCCAGAUUAAUGAGACCUGGCUCACUGCUGCUCUUGAUCUGUGAGAGCAAACAACAAAGAAGAGCGCACAGUUAAAAUACACAAACACAAAAAGACGAGGAAUUAAAUCAUAGCUACGAAAUCAGAAAGCAAAGAGAAGCUAAAACCGACCCCGAACACGUGUUUUCUCUCCAAGACCAGCCAAGUUUGAUGAAAUCUGUUCUCUCUGAGGAGGAGGAGACAACGUGUGAUUUAUCCUGAAAAUAUGAGAAGAAAAAAAAACUGUCCAGAGGAAUAACCCAGAGUCUUUGAUUUUUCUCAUUUCACAGAAAAAGUACAAAGAGGGCUGCAUGAAGAGUCUUUCACAGAGCGUCUACUCCCAGCUACCAGAGACCUCUGAGACCCAGUUCGCUAAAACUGUGUCUGAGCUUCAGAGCGAGGUGAGGAAAGGUUGACCAAUCCAGAAGACGCUGUGUCUUCUUAUGCAUGAAGGUACAAUACAUGAUAAACUUUACCUUAAGAGGGCGUUAUCAUCACUGCUUAUUACACUUCGUCAACAUUGUUAUCAGCUGUUAUGAAUGCAGAUGAAGCCCUGCAGAAACUCCAGCGAUGUGUUUCGUCUUUUUUGCACAUGAAACAGUUUUCUAUGAUGAACAUCAGUGACAUCUUCAGGGAGAUCCAGGAGGAAAAGGGUUAAGUCCAGUUUGAUUUCAGUUCUGGACAUCCUCUGUAGUUAAUAAAGGACAUCUUUACAAUAACAGCAGCAAAGAUGGUGUGUUCUGAUGUUAGAAUGAGUUUUAGAUUCAGGGUUAAAGAGGAGAAUUUAGAGUAAAACUGUUCAGUUUUAUCAAAACACAGACCUGCAGAGUUUAUGUACGGUUGGACAUUUUAACAUGAGGCUCUAUGAGGACUGACUCACUUUUGGAGACUGCCUCUAGUGGCCGUUUUGAAGUACUGCACUUCAUAAAGCAUUCACUGGAAGUUUUUCUUGGUUUUUCUUUUUUUAAAUUCGCCUUUUAUUUCAUUUUUUAUAUUUUUCUUCUAUCUUUAUUUUUUAAAAUCUGUUUUAAAAGUUAAUUGGUGCAAAAAACUCUGACAGGAGGUUUCCUAAAAGCUGCUAAAUUAUCGAUUUCCCUUUUUUAUACGCUGCUCUUUCAAUGACUUUGUCACGUGACUUUUCUUUUCUCAGGGGCACUUUUUCACUAGAUUUUGUUCCUUAAGGUUCACAUUAAAAGUUUCUCUUCUCACUGAAUUGAUUUUAGAUGAAGUACAAGCAGGGGAAGAAAGACGUGUCCAGCUCUCUGUACUCCACUCUGCCUGAGACCCUGGAGACGCUGCACGCCAAAGAGGCCUCUGAGCUGCAGAGUCAGGUGAAAACACGUCAAAUACAAACACUGUAGUGAUCAGAAACUCCUCCCUGCAGUCUCUGGAGGUGAGUAUUUACCUGUGCUAUCUGUGCUCCUGACUGUGUUCAGCUGAGGUACAAAGAGGCCAUGAAGAAAGGGGGUUCCUCCAGUCUGUUCCACCUGCUGCCUGAGACUAUAGAGACCGCCCACGCUAAAGAAGUCUCCGAGCUUCUCAGCGAGGUAAUGCCAUGGGGAGACAAAUCUGUACACUCGCGGGAAACCCAGCUUUACAAAGAAAUCACAGCACAGCUUUGGUUUUUGUAGGUGAAGUAUAAAGAGGAGGGGAAGAAGGAGAUGAACGUCAACCUGUUCUCUGUGAUGCCUGAAACCAUCGACACCCAGCACGCCAAGGAGGUGUCGCACCUGCAGAGUCAGGUACCCGAAUGUUACGUCUGGUGAAAGCUCUUAAAUGAAGAAGAAAAACUGGAACACCUUUUUAAAACGUACGAUAAAAAAGGCCUGAUUGUUAAAUUUGCUCUGUAACAAAUGGAGUCGAUGGAUCUGAGCUGAACAUUUCUGCCUUAAAUUAGACUCGUCUGCUCUCCAGUGAGCAUGGUUUCCAUCCAAGUUUCACUGAAUCUGCUUUAAAGGAAACGCAGAUUCAGAUAUUUUUAUACUGGCGACGAUGUCCUGCAGGAGUAAGGGCCAACGCCGCAAACUGUUCCAGCAUGAGCUGACGCCACAUGACUUAAAUAUGCAGCAUAAUAAAGCCAAAUAAAGGCUCGCUCUUAGACUUUAUCACAGCAAAAAUAGUGUAUGUGCAGUUUUCAAAGGCUCCCAUAAACACAGCAUGUGGUUCUCCUCCGUCUCCUGCAGGUGAAGUAUAAAGAAGGCCUGAAGCAGAAGACUCAGAGCAGUUUGUACCAUCAGCUCCCAGAGACCACAGAGACACAGCUGGCCAAACAGCUGUCUGAGCUGCAGAGCGAGGUACACAAGCAGAUUUUAAUAAGUCCUAAAAAUCUCAAUAAGAGAUGUGAGAAAGGAUCGGUAAGACAGAAAGGUCUGAAUUUAGAGAGAAAACUCAGUAUGUUCUUAUUUCAGACCAAGUACAAGGAAGCAGGUAAGAAGGAGGCGAAUAAAAAUCUGUACUCCCUGAUGCCUCACACCAUGGAGACUCAGCACGCCAAAGAAGCUGCAGAGCUGCUCAGUGAGGUAAACACGCUGCUCUGUCUUUGUUGUCUGAUUCAGGAGAGCUUUUGAAGUCCUUUCUAUGUUAACAGGGUCUCUAAACUGUGCUACUCUGGUGCUGACUUUUCACAGAUCAAAUACAAAGAAGGAGGAAAGAAGGAGAUGUCCAGCUCCUUCUACUCCACCCUCCCCGACACGUCCGAGACCAGCUUCGCCAGAGAGAUGACCAACAUGAUGAGUGAGGUAAACUCAGGAUUGGAGAUGGUGGUGGAGUUCUUGUAGGGAGUAUCCGUGUCCAUCUGCACUCAAAGAUGACCUGGUCAGAAUUUGGUGAUCAGAAGUUACUCAUGAAUCUGUUCACUUUUCAUAGCAUGAUAACAGAAGAGUCAAAUGAUAACCCGACUUUGCUUUUAGAUCAACUUUUUAAAAAGUUUUAACUUCCAAACAAACAAUACAAAUAAUGAAAUUGUGAAAAAAUACACAUUAAAAAAGGUGUGUCUGCAGCCGCUCUCUCAUGGUUCGAUACCUCCCCCACCAGUUUUCUCAGACAUUAAAAAUAACUAAAAGUCAGUCAAACGUUUUACCUGUUUGUGGUGUUUAACCUGAGCUGACUCUGCUGAUGAAGAAACAAAUUAACACCAGCGUAGGGAAUAAUAAUCGUUCUUCUCCCUCAGUCAUUUUAAAGGAAAUUUAAUAAACUCACAGAUGCAGCAGGACUCCAGGAUGUUCUUCUGCUGUUUUCCUCCUAAAAUAACCCGCGUGCAGAGAGAGCUGCAGUAAGAAAGCUUUGUGAUUAGUUAUAAAUAAUCAGUGUGCCAUUAUCCAAAGAUCUCUGAUGUUUUUAUGUCUUAGACUCUCAUCUGAGGACACAUUAGCAUCAGAACCAGGAUCAGAAGGAUAAUAAAGUCUGUUUGUAAUGUGUAUCAGAGGGGAGGCAUUAAAAAUACCUCAUCUGUGCUCAGAUCAGAACGGACUUUUCAGAGGGUGUCAGGAAAGCAGAUCCUUCAGGGCAUCUCAUGGAGUCCACAAAUCCUGCUCAGUGUUUGGAUCAGUGCCUGCAGGAGAAAAAAAAAGAGUAUAUUUUUUCAUUUCAUGCGUCUGCCUCGUCUCUUCUUUUCUAUCUUUUCUAGAACAAGUACAAGGAGGUCGGGAAGAGGAGCCUCUCUCAGAGUUUUUACUCUCAGCUGCCGGAAACAAGCGAGACUCAGUUUGUUAAAGCCGUGUCUGAGCUGCAGAGCGAGGUCAGGAGCUCCUUUAUAAGCUCAUCAUGUUUCUGCCCUCAGAAUAUACUUCACUCACGAAAAGAUGCUGACCCUGUCUGUAAACGCAUAUGUGUGUUCUAGGGCUGUCAGAGGAUGAUAGCGGUCCUUUUGACAAAAUGAAAUAUUGAUAUGAUGAGUUUGAAGUAGUCCUGUUCGCUUUAUGUCAUGAAUGGAGGAGAGGUGAAGAAGCAGCAGCAGCUGUGGGCGAGCUAGCUGUAGCGAAAGCUUGUUAAACUUGUAAUUUUUCUCUCUUGUUUAGCGACUUUCUCUCUCCCUCCCUUUUCUCAUUACACAUCAUUUCAAAGCAAACUUUCAUGGGAAGUACCCAAAACUAUCAAAUCAAAGUGAAAUAAAUGAUAACUUUGGAGUUAUUUAUGUCCUUGUUAGGAUAUGUUACAGCCUCGAUAUCCUGAGGCCGUAAUUCUGACAUCCUGACAGCCCUGGUACAUUCAUAUGAACUUGAUUUAAGAGCAUCCUUUGUUAUGAGAGGAGUGAUACAGGAGGUUUAUCUGCCCUGAUCGAUAACUUCCAUUUAAUAAUUUUAAACUAAUACUUUUUUAAAAAGGAGGAUCCACAUUCAAACUUCAGCUCUUUUUCUUUUUUAGAUGAAGUACAAAGAAGCAGGAAAGAAAAGUACGUCGAGCUCUCUGUACUCAACUCUGCCUGAGACUCUGGAAACACAGCACGCUAAAGAGGCUUCUCAUCUGCAGAGUCAGGUAAACACACACACACACUUUGAUAAACACACACUUUGACACACAAACAUAAAACUGUUUUCCUGCACAUCCUUUAUAAAAAUCAGAUUAAUAAAAUUUAAGGCCUAAAAUGUCCUAAAAAGUCUUUUUUCGACUUUUGAGAGGUCUUAAAUUUUAGAGAUAUGAGACAUAUUUAACCAUAUCUACACUCUGGAAUGAAAACCACAUGACUUUAUUGUAACCUUAUUCUGUGUUUGCUCUGAAACAUGAUUUCUUGUUUUGGUGAAAGUAGAGUAGGAUGAAUCUCAGUUAAGUAAACCAAUUCUGAAUAAAAACUAUCUUUCUUGUUUUUUUGUGUUAAAAUGUUAUUUUUUUUCUUUGUAUUUGUUUCUGGUUUGAAUCACUGGGAAUGUUUGUACUGUAACUGGCAUGUAUAAAGAGCUUUAAAACGUUGGAUAUAUACUCUAAGAAGAAACAAUCAGCGUGUAAAUCACUGUUAUUCUGCUGCUCAUUUGUUUAAAUCUGGUUUAAAAACGUGUCUCCGAGCUCUCUGUUCAUAUGUUUCUUUACUUUUCUCAGUCAUUCAUGUGUUUCAUGUUGCUCCUGUUUCCCUCAUGGCACUCAUAGUGUAAAAGCAGCUCCCUGUUUGUUCAGGACACAUUAAAUCUGACUGAAAAGGUGAUUGUGCUGUUGUUUGUGAUUUUGUGUCUCAGCUGAAGUACAAACAGAGUCUGAAGAACGACUCGUCCAGUCUGUUCCACCUGAUGCCCGAAACCAUCGACACUCAGUUUGCGAGGCAGCAGACGGAGAUGCACAGCGAGGUGAGACACACACACACACACACACACACACACACACACACACACACACACACACAUACACAGAUAGAUAAAUGUUCAGAAGUCUUUUUAAUCUGACUUUAUUUGCUUGUUUAAAAGAAUUACGAGAAAAAAGAGAAAAAGCUCAACAAGAAAGUCAAAGAAAGUUUUAAAAUUUAAUUAUUUUUUUUAAUUUUUAAAAGUUGAAAUAGAAUCAGAAUUCUGACCUUUUAACAGGAGAAAUUGACAUAAGUGAAUAAGUGAUUCUCCAUAGAUGUUUUAGUGAUCCUGACAGGUUGUCCGCAGGGUCUUAAAAAGUCUUGAAACAUCUAAAAUCCAAUAAUUUAAAUUUAAGGCCUUAAAAUGUCUAAAAUGCUCUUAAAAUCUCAUAAAUAUCUUAAAUAUGAUUUGAAAGGUCUUAAAAAUGUAUUAACUUUACUUAAUAAAUAAUGUGCCAUUGGAAUAAAAAUUAAUUUGAAUUAAUGUAAAAUGUUCUGAUUUUCUUUCAUGUCUUUUGUACUUUUUUGCCAGUAUAAAUGGCAAAUGGGUCUUAAAUUUCAUUCAUAAUGGUCUUUAAAAAGUCUUUAAAAAGUCUUAAACUUGACUUGAAACCUGCAGAGGCCCAGAGCUGAUGUUUGUUCUGAGGGUUUUCUGUGUCUGUUUGGAGAAAAGGGGGAGUGGCUUACAGUAAAGAAGCCGCAGAUUCUGAGAUGAAGGUCAGAAAUGUGAGUUUUAGAGAUCAUAAAAAAAGAAACUCCUGAUAAAUAAAAAUGAAAGAACUGGAAUCGGUUAUUGUUAAAGAAAAAAAAUCUAAUUUUCUCUGUGUGAUCCAUGUCGAGCUUUUAUAGCCCAGCAGCUUUAUUCUCCUUCUUGUGUCUUUUCCUUUUUAUUCUGGAUCAAAGGUGAAGUACAAAGAAGAAGGUAAGCAGGAGAUGAGCAUCAACCUGUACUCUCUGCUCCCCAACACACUCGACACUCAGCACGCUAAAGAGGCGACGGACCUGCACAGUGAGGUGGGUUCAGUCUCCUGUCCUCAAACAGGAGCUCCUCCGCACUUCACAUGAGAUUCAGCUCACUAACUCUGCUCCUGUAUGUCAGGCUAAAUAUAAAGAGGCCGGUAAGAAGCAGACCUCAUCAUCUCUCUAUCAUCGUCUACCUGAGACCCUGGAGACGCAGCACGCUAAAGAGGCUUCACAGCUGCAGAGUCAGGUAAACACAACCACUGUGAAGCUUUAGUAACCGACAACACAGCGUUUGAAGGUUUCAUCCUUUCCUCUCGAUAAACUUCAGAUCAUGUUUGUCUCUGUGUCCCGCAGGUUUUGUAUAAAGAAGCCGUAAAGAAGGAUUUAUCCUGUCCGGUUUACCACCAGCUGCCCGACACUCUGGAGACGCAGCUCGCCCGAGAGCUCACCGACAUGCAGAGCCAAGUAAGAGAUUAAACAAACACAUGAAGCCAACAGACACAAUAACUAAGAGGUUAACUCCAAAUUCAUCAUCAUUGUCCGUUUUUUCUGUCUCUGACUGUAGAAUAAGUACAAGGAGGACGGGAAGAGAAACCUCUCUCAGAGUUUUUACUCUCAGCUGCCAGAAACCCUGGAGACUCAGUUUGCUAAGAGUGUUUCUGAGCUGCAGAGCGAGGUGAGAAACCAGCACACUCACAGACUCAGUGCAUGAUAAAAAAGGCAGCUCAGGAUCAGGUAAAGCUCAGUCAGGUUACCUUGAUUAACUUACAAUGCUUGUCUGUCUCUAAAGCUUGAGCUGCAGAAAUCUGUCUGUUAACCUUGAAGAUCACUGAAGGUGUCCCACAGGGCUCUAUUCUGGGACCCAUUCUAAUCUCUAUUUCUGUAAAUGACUCGAGUAAGGACAUAAGAGCACAUUUCUCUAUGCAGAUGACACCGUUAUUUAUACCCACUCUCCUAAAAGAGAUUUUAAAUCUCAGUGGGACGUCCUGGUUAGAUUAAAAAGCAUAAAUAAAUAAAACGAUGCUCAAUAGAUGGAAAAUAAAUAUCCAAACAUGGCUGGACUGUUCAGAGCUGAUCAUUUUGGAUCUCUCAGGAAACUCAAACUAAUGAAAUGACGUCAGAAUAUCUUCAAAUGUUUUUCUUUAUCAGACGAAGUAUAAGAAGUCUGGGAGGCAGGAGGCCGGCAGCUCUCUGUACUCUGUGCUCGCUGAAACUCUGGACACUCAACACGCCAAGCAGGCUGCCCAGAUACAGAGCCAGGUACGACUACAUGCUGACUACCUGUUUAAUCUUCACUGCUGCUUUGUUCAGCCUCACUGUAAAGACAGAUUGGAGACUAACUCGUAUGUCCUGGCAGGUGAAGUACAAAGAGGGCGCUCAGAAGGAGCAGUCGUCCACCCUGUUCUCCAACCUUCCUCAGACUCUACAGACAGAGUUAGCCAAAGAGGUGACGGAGCUCCAGAGCCAGGUGACACAAACCUUACCCCAAAGACUUUUUAUUUAAUAUGUGUUACAUUAAAUAUAAUACCAACAACACCAUGAUUACGUUUGUGUUUGUUUGGUGAUUCAGCUGAAGUAUAAGGAGGGCUGUAAGAAGGACGCCUCCUCCUCGCUCUACCACCUCCUCCCUGAGACGGCAGAGAUGCAUUUCGCCAAACACAUGUCAGAGAUCCAGAGCGAGGUGCGCCCCGGCUCUGUCCUACUUUCACACUUCUUCUUAUUCCCUGCUUCAUUUUAAUGUUUCUCUACUUUAACCUUUGGUUUGGUUUCUCUUCUCCUGAAGGUGGAGUACAAGAAGGACAGAGAGGACCUGCCCAACACUUUAUACUCUCUGAUGCCUGAAACUCUGGAGACGCAGUUUGUUAAAGAGAUGGCUGAAACUCACAGUGAGGUGGGAACUCUCAACACUCUGAAAAUAACAUUUUUAUUCUCUAAUAAUCUGUGUCGUCUGUGUAAGUGGAGAGACCGACAGUUCAGAGAUAAGAGGGUCUGGAUUCAACUCUGCUGCAGACUGUCUGUCUUGACUCCUUUUCUGUUUUCUUUCUUCCCUUUUUAUUUUUAUUUUUUGUUCAUUUGUUUGUCUUUUUAUUUUUCUGUGUAUAUUUUUUAUUUACAUACUUGUGGCUUUUUAAGGUCACCAAAAAAAUUUGAGCCUUAAAUCUCAAAAUUUUAUUGGUCAGUAGCUGAUAAGUCACCAAAUGGUUGCCAUGUCAACCACCAAUGAAACUAAGGGCUGAUAACGGAAGUCAAAAAGAGAUAACUGUUGAAACUUGAGAGAGUGGGAGUGGUCAUUCACUCUCGUGUGUGUGUGUGUGUGUGUGUGUGUGUGUGUGUGUGUGUGUGUGUGUGUGUGUGUGUGUGUGUGUGUGUGUGUGUGUGUGUGUGUGUGUGUUAGGUGAAGUACAAGCAGGCAGGGAAGCAGCAGACGGCGUCGUCUCUUUACUCCAAACUGCCUGAAACUCUGGAGACCAAACACGCCAAAGAAGCGAGCGAGCUGCAGAGCGAGGUGAGUCUUUAUCUUCUUCUGUUUGUUUUUAUUAUUAAGUUCAAUAAUAAAAAAGUGUUUCAGUGAUUUAAAAAGAGCAAAUGAACCAACUGAUUUAUUAGUUGGUUCAUUAGGCGUCUCCACAAAAGCGGAAAGAAAACUGUCAAAUUUGUGCAGACUGGCCCUUUAAACCCUGAGCUGCUUGUGACAGACAUGCUCUAGAAAAACUGAAGAUGUUUUCCUGUUUUCUUUUUGAUUCCUCGUGUUUGGACAGAAAAAAUACAAAGAUGAAGGGAGGAAGGAGAUGACCACGUCUCUGUACUCUCAGCUCCCUGAAACCUCAGAGACGCAGUUUGCCCGAGAGCUGACGGAGAUCCUGAGUGAGGUACAGCUCACCGUUUUGUACUUACUUAUUUUGUACUUUUUCUCUUUAUUUUUGAGAAAAGGAGAACUUAAACCACACAGAUUUAUCUAUUUUAUGAUUUUUUAUUUUUAUGGUGCUCUCUUUACUCUCCAGUUCACAAGCUGCCUCAAAAAAAUCGAAGGAAAAACUCUAGAAUAAGUCUGUGAACUUCUCUGAACAGGGGACUGAUCUUGCUCCUCAUUUCUGUAGAUUUAUUGUCUCCAAACACAAACCUGGAGCCUAUAAUCCCAGCGCGUUAAACUAAAUAAUCCAGGACCAGAAGCCGCAGCGUGGUGUUCCUCUGAUCCUCUGUCUCCUUGUUUUCAGAGUAAAUAUAAGGAGGACGGGAGGAAGAGCCAGACAGUCAGCGUUUACUCCCAGCUCCGAGAAACCAACGACAUCCAGUUUGCCAAAGCUCUCUCUGAAAUACAAAGUCAGGUACAGAAAUGUUUUGAAUGUCUUUAAAGCAGGGUUUAUCUUAUGAAUCUUGGCCUAUAUGGAUUAUACUCUGAAGUUUAAAUAGAUCACAUGUGUUAAAGGUUUUGGAUCUGCAGAUUUCUACCAAACUCCAUUGACAAAAAGACUAAUUUAACCUCUCAGAGUUCUGGAGUUCUUCUGCUGCAGCCUCGGCCUGUAAGAUUUUCAGGAGUGCAUGUCGAAAACAGCUAAAGAGCAUUCAGCGGCUGUUUGACUGUUAUAAUCAUGUAAAAAUGCUCUGUUUGCACAUUACUGUGUUUUUCUAACAAUCCAGACUAAAUAUAAAGAAGCGGGAAAGAAAGACGCUUCCAGCUGCCUGUACUCGAAGCUGCCGGAGACUCUGGAUACUCUGCACGCUAAAGAGGUUUCACAGCUGCAGAGUCAGGUGAGCACAGUGUGAUGAGUUCAGGUGCAGGGGCUCUUAUGCAUAUAGUACCUGUGGUUGUAAUGGAGCUUUUAUUAACAGAUCUUCUCCUCAUUUCUCUUAAGAUAAAGUACAAACAGGACGUCAGUAAGACGGCGAACGCUUCUCUGUAUCACCAGCUUCCUGAGACCACAGAGACCCAGCUGGCUAAAGAGCUGAGGGACAUUUACAGCGAGGUGAGACACACGUUUGGCCUCUAAAGUAUCCCAGCUGUGUAUCAGUGUGUUUGGUGAAGUGACGUCUGUGUUCGCUCUCUGUCAGGUGAAGUAUAAAGAAGGAAAGAAGGACAUCAGUAAGAACCUGUACUCACUCCUCCCUGAGACGGCAGAGACCUACUUCGCAAAGCAGAUGUCCGAGAUACAGAGCGAGGUGAGGACCCUGAACGCCUCACACAGCUGGUUUCUGGGUGUGCGGCUCCAUACUGUUUGUUUUUGAUAUAAAUGCGAACAGAAAUGAGAUUUAAGAUUCAGUUUUGCUUGAAAAAUGAUAAAAAAUUUUGUCUUUCGAUUUGACUUUUUAUCAUCAAUGAUCUGAUAUGUUUUUGCAGAAGAAUUUUAAUCAGGUGCAGUAAAAUUAUCUUGUUUAAAACAUUUCAAUGUGUCUAUUAGUUCAAGUUUUUAUCUUUCCAAACUUCUCUGUUUUUCUUUAAAGACAAAGUACAAGAAGGACAAAGAGGACCUGCCCAACACGUUAUACUCCCUGCUGCCUGAAACUCUGGAGACGCAGUUUGUCAAAGAGAUGGCCGAGACUCACAGCGAGGUGAGAAACACGAACGAAGUCUGUUAAAAUCCUCAUAUUCUGGGGAUCCAAUCCUCAGGACUUCAGCUUUCAAAACUCACUUAUAACAGAGAGCAGCCUCAGGGUGUCCAUGAAAGCUGCACUGCUUUUACACGACUGUCACGAAAUAAAAACAACAACCCGCCAAUUAUUUCAUGGUGAAUUUUCCGGACUUUUACCGGCUGCGUUCACACAAGCUUUCCCUGGAUUCUUGCUGAAACUUCACUUGGAGGCUGUCAGGCUAAAAGUGCAGAAAACUAUGACUCUAUGAUCACACUCGCAGCUCACCCUGAAAUUUUUUACCGGUCAGUUUUUAAAGAAAUCUUCUCAACGUCUUUUUCUGUCUCACACACUCAGACGUGUGAACUCAUCUCAGAUAAAGUGACCGCUGUCGUCUAUUCUGGGCGUCUUAUCAGAAACACUCACAGCUGCUGGAUUCCUGACUGACGCAGAUGUGUGACCUGUGUUUUCCUGCAGGUGAAGUACAAGGAAGCGGGAAAGAAAGAGGCGAGCAGCUCUCUUUACCACCAGCUGCCUGAGACUCUGGAGACGCAGCGUGUGAAAGAGGUCACAGAGCUGCAGAGCCAGGUACGCUCGUGUUUAACACUCAUUCACACAGUCUGUUCCUCCUGCAGGGGCCGAGCUCAACACUCCUGUUAUCACAUGUAAGAACAGUUUUCCAACAUGCAACAGUUUUCGUAUCUCACCCGGUCUCCGCACACUCACUGUCCUCCAUCUCCGGCUGAGCUCUGUGUCUCCCUUCAGAGAAAUCCAUGAAUGAAUAAUGUCUCUGCACUUUGAAGACUCUUGGCUAAAUGCAGAGGACAUUUAGGAUGCUGUUUGUAGCCAAGAAAGUAACAGCAAGACAUGUUUAUGUAAUGUUACUCAGAUAUUCAGCAGAAAAAGGGAAAAAGAUCAAGAAUUUAACAUCAUGAAGAUAUGAUUCAGCCUGUCAUGAAUGUUGGAUCCUCUCCUUCCUGAUCAAAGUGUGUCCACUAAAAGUUGUUGUUUUUCUCCCUGACUGCCUCAGAUUGUUAUUUUAAGUUUGAGAUUAGAUAACAGAGAGGAUCCCCGCAGAUUUAAACCUUUUUGUUUACUUUUGACAGUCAGGCUGACGGCUCCUAAAAGCUUCCAGACUAACUCAGGAGUUUAGCGUUGUGUAAUAUGGGAGUUGAUGGUCUGAAGCUGUCUUCAUAUGAAGGAGAUUUCUGUCCAACUUAAGUUUGAUUGUGGUCUGUUUUAGGUUAAGUUGAUUUAAGUAAGGUUAUAUUAAUCUAAUUUUCUUAUCUAAUUUAAUACAAGUUAAGUUAACUUUAACAAAUAAAGCAGUGUUAAGUAAAAUUACAUUAAGUGGAAUCAAGUCAAACCCAGUUAAGUAAAGUGAGGUUCAGUUAAGUCAGGCUAUGUUGAGUUAAUUUGAAGUCAGUCAAGUCAUGUGAAAUACAGUUAAGUUAAAGGAUUAAGUGAAGUUUAGUUACGGUAAGUUAGGUUAAUUUAGGUUAAGUUCAGUUAAGUAAACUUAGGUUAGGUUAAGUUAAGUUUAUUUAGGUAAAUUUAGGUUGAAGUCAGUUUAGUUAGGUGAAGUAAGGUGGAGUAAAGUUUAGUUAGCUUAAGUUAAGUUACUUUUAGUAAGUUAAGUUAGGUUAAGUUAAAUUUGGUUAGCAUAAUCUAAGUUAGUUUAGGUAGUGUUAGGUUUAGUUAGGUUAAGUCAAGUGAAGUUAGGUUUAGCUAAGUUCAUGUUAAGUUUAUUUUGGUUGGUAUUGCUUUAUUUUUCCCCAAUCAUCACUCAGAAGUCGUGUAGAAAUCACAAACUGAAAUCUUUUUCAUAGUAAUUACCUAAAAUGUUCACGUUGUUCCUCUAUCUCUGAUGUCCGUCUUGCUUUGUGUUCCAUAUUUUUUGUCCUUGAUAUGCAGGUGUUUGUUGUACUUCCUUCUUCAGUCACCUCGCCUCGUGAUUGGCUAUCAUUUUGUCCAUAGAAGGAGUUGGCAUGGGCCUCCUUUAAAAUCUUAUCAGCCACCCCUGUGCCACCCUAAAAUCCAUUAGCUUUGUCAGACAGUUUUCUCCAUUUCCAACACAGUUUUCUGCGGUUAGGUAAAUCGUGUUCCUCUUCAUCGUAAAUCUCUAUCUCUGUAGGGAUCCUCUCUGUAACAUCAUCAGACUCUGAGAUUUAAACUCUGAGUCUCUCAGAGGAAAACACAGAGCUGUAUUUUAAUCAGGAACUUUUGCCUGCUCAGAUUAUCAUGCAGUCAGUUCAGCCUGUUUAACAGAGUCCUGCUGGUUUUCCUCCAGAACAAGUACAAAGAGAGCGGGAAGAAGCAGAUGUCAUCCAGUCUGUACGCUCAGCUGCCACACACGGCGGAGACGCAGCUCGCCGCCAAGAUGUCCGACAUGCAGAGCGAGGUAAAAACCCAAGAUGCUCUUAAAAGGACAGACACUCUGACAGGUAGAAACUGUACCACUCGGUGGUCUGAAGGACUCAGGGGUCCUCUGUUCUCUCCUCUCUCCCUCUCUGCUUAGACUAAGUACAAAGAGGACGGGAUCAGGAACCUCUCUCAGAGCUUCUACUCACAGCUGGCGGAAACCGCUGAGACUCAGUUAGCUAAAACCGUCUCUGAGCUGCAGAGUCAGGUAAGAAAACAGACGGUAAUGAGUUUAAUUUGAUCAAUACUUCAAAUGUUUGCUUCCUUUACUAAAAUAUUGACCAGGAACAUCAGGUCAUAAUCCUCAGUACAUCUGCUAUUAAAAAAACAGACUAGUGUGUGUGUGUGUGUGUGUGAUGGAAUCAGCAGCUAACAGGUGAUGUUUCCUUCAGGCCAGAUACAAGGAGGCGAGCAAGAAGGAGGCGAGCAGCUGUCUUUACCACCAGUUACCUGAAACGCUGGAGACGCUUCACGCUAAAGAGGCGUCUGAGCUGCAGAGCCAGGUAGAGGAGCCGGCACACGGAGAUCCACGCAGCUCUUACUGGGAACACUGGAGUGUAGAAGAGUCCAGUUCCCCUCUGAGAUUUUGGACUGUGAUUGUAGCUGUUUUUCCUGAAUCACAAACAAACUUAUGUGAUAUGCCUUAGAUGGAUCUGAUAUUAGACGUGAAAUAAAAACCUAAACAAAAUAGAAAGUAAAAUGCAUGAAUAUAAGCUACAUGUUAUUUAAUUUAUAACCAGAGAUAUCAUGAGUUUAUAUGUCUGAAUUAUUGUGUGUUUCAUGCAGUUUUGGUUGCAAAAACGACUUAAGAAAAGGAAAUAACUGUUUAUAUGUUUUUAAUGUAUCAAAGUAUUUUGUUAAACCUAUUUGGAAAUUCACAAACAGACAAAUUUUAAAAAAUCAAGGUAGAUGAUUUAGUAAGCGGUCUGAAACCAUCCGUCUAGUUUUUGAGGUGAACAUCUGUCUUGCCUGAAGAACAGAUUGAUUUAGUUAAUUAUAAAGGAAACAGCUUUGAACCAACAUUUCUAUCUCACUAAAAUGUUCCUCUAAACUUCUGUUCCCUGUCUCUGUCCUCGUCUGUUCUCUCCAGGUGAAGUACAAAGAAGGAGGGAGGAAGGACCUGAGCACCAACCUGUACUCUGUUCUGCCCGAGACUGAAGAGAUGAAGGUGGCUAAAGCUGCCAUGGAGCUCCAGAGUGAGGUGCACACUCUUGAUUUACUUCUACAUCACUGCUUAAAUGAAAAAGCUACCUGUUCUGAGUCACUGCCAUUUGAUUAUAACGUGUGUUACCAGUGUCUGGUGUUCUUAUUAUUCAGUGCUUUCUCACAACUUUAUUUCUACAUUGUGUUUCUACCACUUUUUUGUACAACACUUUGGUUUUAAAUGGGCGUAAUGAAUGAAUUUGAUUUAAGGAGAGUAAAAACAGUGUGAAAAAGGCUCUUUGCAGCACCUGAUCGUGUUCCAGCAUGUAGCUAGUGAUUCUGUGAACUCGAUCAGGAUUUAAAAUCCAAAAUAUUUCAAAUAGGAUUUGAGUGCAGAGGCCUUAUUUUGAUAGAAUAUAUCCAAACAUAGAUGCAGAGGUAAUCCUGUCCUGAGUAAAUGCGAAACCGUCUCCUCUGGUCGCUGUUGCGGCUGUUGGUAGUUCCAGCAGCUGUCCAGGAUGGGGAGCAGCAUCUUUGAGUUGUGUUAUAUCCUCUGCUCCUUUAGUGAAACUAAAUCCUAUCGCAGUUUUGGAGCUGAACCCAUGAGCAUCUCUCUCCUCCGAGUAUUGAGGAGCUUUGUUUAUUCUGCUAAUGCUCCUGCUGUCGCUAAAUUAAGUUCCUAACGAGUGACAAGCUUUCGUCCUUCAGGCACAGCUCAGUCCUCGUCUCUUCUGCAUAGAAACGAAAAACAACAAGGAUAAUUGCUUAAACUCAAAGUGAAGUAGCUGUGCAUGCUCAGACCUUCCUGCUGUGUUUUCAGCUCAAGAAAGUGUUUUGAAGCAAACGUGAAUGGUAGAUAAUUCCAAACCAGACAUGCUCAGGUCGUGUUAACAUUUUCUCAUUUUGGUGUGUUUGAAUGUUUUCAUGUUUCAGACUAAAUACAAGCAGAAAGGCAGACAGGAGAUCAGUAACAGUGUUUUCCACCAAAUGCCAGAGACCAAAGAGAUGGAGUUUGUGAAGCAGAUCUCUGAACUCCAGAGCGAGGUGAGGAGUUUGUUCACGAGUGGAAAUGACAGGAUCCUCAAAUCUGUUUGUUCCUCUUUUCAUUUUCUGCACGUCUCUCCAUGUUUGUGUUUCAGACAAAAUACAAGAAAGACAAAGAGGAUCUGUCCAACACGUUAUACUCCCAGCUGCCUGAAACUCUGGAGACUCAGUUUGUUAAAGAGAUGGCGGAAACACACAGCGAGGUGAGAAACACUCAGUCUACGAUGAUGAUGGUGAUGGUGUGAAUAUUUUACCGACUGUUCGCCUGAAAUAGCCUGACUGUGUUUGGGGUUUGCUCCAGAUUUUAUUCCCAACAUCACAGAUUAAUAAUUCAGCAAGACAUUAAGCACUUAUGAAUGAUUUGUCUGCUUUUUGGAAGUAGCUCAGGGUUCAGGCCUUCAAACUAAAAGAAGAGUCUGAGAUUUAAGAUCAACACAAACACAAAAUCAGCAUUUGUGUCUUUGUUUGAAAGAUAACGUGUUAUAUCAUCAGCAAAAGGGUUUAUAUCUGCUUACAUUCAUCCAUAAUAUCUCCUUGUUACACCAUGAAGGUUUAAGGGCAAAUUACCGACCUCUAAAGGUCCUUACACAUCAGCAAAUUUGUGGAGCGAAGCGAAAAAGUGAGACGAAAAUGCGAAAAUAUUUGCCGGUCCGAAAAAUCGCUUUCGCUUGUACACACCGGGCGUCCCCUCUGUAGUACACACUCUCUCCCAUCGUUGCUCUUGGUGCCAGUGGUGGUGUGUGUCGUGUGAACUGCAGCCGCAUGGGUCUGUGACGUCAUCAACAACAUGACUUUUGAUUGGCCAGAGGUCUAGCAGGUCCAGAUAUUCGCCUGCGAAUCUCAGAAAAAUUCGACACAAGAGCAAAAAAACAAAAGACGCAGAAAAAUCGCAGCCAGUGUGGAAGCUUGCAUUGACUUUAUGACUUUAUGCUGUUUUUAAAAAAGGCGAAUAACUGGCCUGGCGAAUUCGCGCCUGGUGUGUAAGGACGUUCAAUCUUGGACACGUCAGAGAUAUAAAUCCAGUCUAAUCCGAAGCGUUGAUUUGGUUUGAAGAAGGUGCAGCUAAAAGAAACUAAAACACUCAGAUAUUCAUCAGGCUGGACGUUUGAGUGAAAACAGAAAUCAUGUGACUCUUUAAACCCAACACUACUCUUCGGCUCCUUUGGUUUUAGGAGAGUUACGCUAAAAUUUAAGUUCUUAACACACAAGCAAGACUUCUAUUUUUAAUCCCAGCUCAGCACAAACUGACUGUUUAGAAACAGACAUAUGUUUCCGAUCUGUUUCUCUCCCCUCUCCUUCCUCUUUGGUGCCACUGUGAGCUCUGUUAGCCGGUGUGUUACUUCUAAUAUUAAGGUGAUAUCAUUGUCGCUCUGCAGGUAUUAAUCUGGUUGGUGUUGUUGUUGUUUUGUUUUCAGAGUAAAUACAAAGAGGCGGGUAAGAAGGAGCUGGUGAAGUCUCUGUACUCUCUGCUGCCUGAAACCAAAGAAACUCAACACGCCAAGGAGCAAACUCAGCUGCACAGCGAGGUACAGACUCAAACACAGGAGCGACAAUCUGCCAACACGGGCUUUAAUGUUGUCGCUAAAUGUCUCCUGUCCUAACAUGUUCACACAGUGUUGAUUGGAGUCCUCGCCUCCUCUUUGUAGCCCUUAUAUUUGGCUGCAGAGUCAAUGUUCCCUUAAAUAAUUCAGCAGCAGCCUCCAUCAGCGUGGAGUAAGAGAGUGGGCAGAAGAGGAAAACAGUUUUCCUUAAAUAUCUUCAGGGUCUCAGAGUGCCCAGACCUCCUAUUUAGCAGGAAAUGAAAUGAAAGAUAAUUAAAUUUCAGAAAAGUCAAAAAAGCUGGAAACAAUGACAUCCACUGCCUUAAAUUAUAUAAAUUAUAUAUCACUCAUGCCUCAUGAACCUGACUUUAAUCCAAAUUUUUCGUUUUCGUUUCUGAUUAAAAUUAGAUUAAAUUGUAUUAAACAGACUGUGAUAAAACCUGAGAUUCAAGAGCACCCUUUGCCCUCGCCCACACUCUUUCCUAUCCCAUAGAUACACCCGCUUUUGUCCACUCUUGAAUACACUCAAUAAAGGCCAAAAAAAAAGAUCCAAAAACUCACCUGUAGUGAGCACUAAUUUCCAGAGAGGGCGCCAAAGAUGACAAAUUCAUCUAAAUUCGCCUGUAAGAUAUUUUGACCGAAUGUUUAGCUUAAUUAUAGAAACUGCAGGCGUAACAAAGACAUCAUCGUGUCCUGAUUCAUAAUUCAUACUGACAAAUCUACAGUGUUACGAGUCUAAGUGUGAUGGGUCAGGUACUAAUCCUGGUGUGUUUGUGCUGCAUCCUUUUAGAGGAGAGGAUCUGAUUCAUGAUUUGGUCGGUUCAAUGAGGGUUUUUUUGUUUUAUGUUACAGAAAGCCUACAGAGAGGAGGGUAAGAAGGAAGCCGGCUGCAGCCUGUACGCCCAGAUGCCACAAACCAUCGAGACCGUUUUCGCUAAAGAGCUGACCAAGACACAGAGCGAUGUGAGUGGAAAUCAGCUGACUGAUCUUCACUGUGUGAUAACAUCAGACUGAAAAUCCUCUUCAGACCGUAAACACAUCAACAUGAUGCCUUUUUAUAUGUAGAGCAAAGUGAAAUUGUGGUUUUGUGAAUGGGGUCUGGUACUUUGUUUCGGGGCAGUAACUCUGCUCCAAAAACCAACAAACUGGCAGACGCUGUAAAAAAAUGAAAACAUGAUUUAAGAAAUGAUUUUAGAUCCUUUUUAGUUCAUCUUAAAUGUCCAUAAUUAAGUUUCACAGACACAUUUGGACCCCUGAUCUGAGGUCAGUCAUCACUGGUGGUCAGCUUCCACAUUUAGACGGAUCAGAGGUUCAGACUGGAGAUUCUGAAGUAAAGUUCAAUACAUAAACAAAACAGUAUUUUAAUGUUGUAGGACACAGGAUCAGUCCUUCUGUUCGAUCCUUUUGCAGCUGCUUUCUGCGUUUGUCCGUUUUGCUUUGUAUCAUUUGUGUAUUUAAACACUUGUGUCGUUUUUGCAGCAGGUUUUAACCGUUUUGUUGGUUUUGGACUGUUGCAUGUGUCAUUCCUGCAUUUGCCGUGUAUUUCUCUGAGUGUAGAUCGUAUGCAAGUUGUUGGCCCUCCCCGGCCACCAUUGCACAAACCCGGCUGUUUCAUGAUGUAUAAUUUGUCAGGAAAGACCAUAAUUACGUACCAUGCCAUGAAAAACUCAGGAGGUAAAGCACCUUUGUGAUUUUAUCUUCAUCGGUAGUCCGUUCAGUGAUGCUGCAGGUCUUCUUCACUCUUUUUUAUGCACGAGAACUUUUCAGAGUUACAUUGCAGCCUUUACAGCCUGUUUCACGGCUGCUGCCUGAAAGAAUUCAAACUCGAUGUUUCCGCUCGUCAUUUCGACUCCAAAAUAUGCAAAAGGGUCACGACGAGAGACUUCAGUUUAAAGAGCACAGAAACAGAAAGGAGGGGGUUGAGAGGUAUCUUUUUGUCUGCCAAGGCGUGAAAACAGAGAGCAGCUGUGUGAUCCUCUGCUGCCUGAGGACACAAACACUGACCUACUGCCUACACACACACACACACACACACACACACACACACACAUGAACAGAUUACAAACUGGGGCAGAAACAGGAUCACUUUUCAAAACUGAGGUCUCUGAACACAGGGAAAUUCCUCCGGGCCCUACCUUCAUAUUUCUGGUGUUUUAUUGACAUUUAGCACCGUAUAUUUUCUCGCUGCUGCAGCAGAUCAUCCUCUCCAACAAUAUCUAAACACUGUCCUACAACAAGAGACACAGAUCCAGAAGGGAGGAAAUCCAGACCUGAGGUAAACUGGGGCAGGAGUCUGAUGCUUUCUGGUUUCAUGUCUGUUGACCGAGCAAUCUAUCGCUAACUGGAGCGUAUAACCUAGACCACCUAGAAACAGCUCGUCCAGACAGUCUCAAACCAGCCGUACAAAGACACUGAUCCCAGGCCUGCAGGCUGAAGGUAAAGUGAAGGAGAGGUUUAAUGUGACAGCUUUGUUACCAAACCGUCUGUUUGGUUUAUUAUCCGUGCAGUUUACUAUCAGACUCUCAGAGGAAGCGACUGGGCUAAAAAUGAUUGCUUCAGACUUUACAGCCUUUGAGUUGAAAAGAAAACUUCCUGUCAGAUUUAUAACUUCAGUUUCUGAGGACGUCCUGAGAAGUUUAUGCUCAGAUUCAUAUAUCUCGCCUUUUAUUAUUUUGCUCAUUUUAGGGCCUAAAAAUUUUGAAAACAAGACGGUAGUUUGUCUCCCUUGACAGCUUCGAAUCAGGAUGUUACAGCUGCAGUUUUAUUUCCUGCAUGCAGUAAACCAAAAGUUAUUGGAUUCAUUGUCAAUGUUUUUUUGCGUUUGAGUUUAAAUCUGCCGUUUUCAGGCUCAGACUGCGACUUUAAGUGUCCGACAUCGUUACAGAAAGGAUCCCUGCAGAGACAGAUCUUUGUUUUAAAGACUAGUAUAUAUUAUUCCUAAUAUAUCAUCUGGAUUUCCUCUCAGAAGUCCAAAACUGCACACAGAAGACAGCAGGGUCUUUUUCUCUCCGCCUUUCUGUCCUCACUCACUUUAAUAUUCAUUUCUGCACCAUGCUGUUCAUUUCUUAUUUUCACAGCUGGAAGCUGCUCCUCGCCAAUAAACGGAAGGAUCUCACUUGUUUUUUUUUGCACCAGGCUGAUUAAUCGUCAGAUAUUUUCUCCCUCCAUCCAUCAGACUCCUUUUAUUUUAUUCCCUCUGUCUUUUUGCGUCUCCGUCUAACCGUCUUUGUUUCUUUCUCGGUCUCUCUGCAGAAGUUCUACAAGGAGAAGUAUAACCGUGAGAAGGGGAAGUCCAGCUACACCAACAUGAAAUCACUGCCGGAGGUGGAGCACGCCAUGGAGGUCACCAGGAACCAGAGCGAUGUAACUUCACACACACUCAGACACGUUUGUGCCGCGGCUCUCUGAAGACAGGAGAGCUUAUCUAACUCUGUGUGUGUGUGUGUGUGUGUGUGGGCAACAACACCUGCUCAUCUGUGUGGACUCUGCAGUACCAACAUAAACCCGGUUCUGACUCUGUUCAGCACUAAAGUAUUGUCUUGUUUUUAUUUGUCUCCUGGUAUAAAGGCAGACGACUCACGAAAAUUCGGACGCUGUCACAGUCAGAAAACUUCUCGCUCUCUUCACCUGGAGUUUCGUGUUUGACCGUCGGUGUUUGUCGUAACUGUUCUCAGGUCAGCUACAGGAAAGGCAGAGAGGAGCUCCAUCACUACAACACGGUGGCGGACAGACCCGACAUCGUCUCCGCCAGCAACGCCACCAAACUGGCCAGCGAUGUGAGUCACCGCUGUAUGUGUGUGUGUGUGUGUGAGUGUGUGUGUGAGCUUGUUCCUACAGUAAUUUCCAUGACAACAGUCCCAUUACCCAGCUGUUCUCUGAGCUGAACCGCUGAUAAAUUAUAGAAAACGCUCUGCUGUUAACACUGAACUGCCAUUAUGUAAGGGCGCGCUGCAAGGUGUGUGUGUGUGUGUGUGUGUGUGUGUGUGCAUGUGUGUAAGUGUAAGUAUGUGUGUGUGUUCCUUAGUUUUUCACUCAGUGCAGUCAAACAUAAGAAAAAAUAUAAUUCCUCUUCAAUUUUUCAAGGUUUCAUUCACCCUUGUGUGUUUUUGUGUAUUUAAUGUGUGUGUAUUCACUGUGGGUGUGUUUGUGUAUGUAUUGUGUGUUUGUGGGUGUGGGUGUGUUUGUGUAUGUAUUGUGUGUUUGUGGGUGUGGGUGUGUUUGUGUAUGUAUUGUGUGUGUGUGUGUAAUUUCCACAGGUGGCCUAUAAGAAUGCCAAGCCGCUAAUGUACAGUGACGGCUCUCUUCUGGCUCGUACCGACAUCCAACACGCCAAAGAGGUUUCAAAACUGGCCAGUCAGGUAAAACACACACACACUCACACACACACACACACUGAUAUAUCUUACCCAGCAUGCAUCUGGCAGCUGUCUGUGACCCCUCUUCGUGUCUCCCUCCUGCAGGUGAAGUAUAAGGAGAAUUUUGACAAAGAUUUAAAGGGCCAGCGUCCUCGUUACAACCCGCUGGACUGUCUCUCCUUCAAACACACACAAGCUGCUGCCGCUCUGGCCAGUCAGGUGAGUGGAUCACAGUCACAUGACCUCUCCUAUAAGGUAGACUCUUUUGCUCUGUUUAAUGUUGAUUUGUCCCACGAGGAGGCUGAUGAGAAUCUGUGGAAGAGAUGAAUAGGAGGAACGGUUUUGAACUGUUGUUACUUUUACUUCAAUUUUUAGAAAUCACUUUUUAUCUGUAACAAAAAAUCAACUCUAAGAAACACAAAAAGUGAAUCUUGUAUUUCUCAUGGUUAAUAAAACAAAAAUAAGAGCUCCACAUGAACGGACUUCGAUCGUGGUCGUUUGAGAGUCAAGAUGGAACUUUUUCAGUCUGAGCCCGUCCACAACCUCUCUGAGGAGGAAAGGCCCGCUGAGACCCUGAUAUCUUUGAAAUCAUUUUUGAAAACUCACUUUUUAUAUUUCACAGACUUUUUCAACACUUUUCAAUUUAAAACAGACAAAUUUACUGUCCCCAAUUUAUUUCUGUCUUUCACCUUUUUAUUCAUGUAUUUAUUGUUUUGUUUAUUUGGAUCUCACAGCCUCUCCUCUUUGAAUCUGUUUUUGUUCCUUUUUCUUUAUUUUCCUCUUCAGUGAAUCUUUUUUUUCCUUGAAUUGUUUUCAUUCUGGUAAUUUUUCACCUUUUAUUUGCUUCCACUCUAUGAUUUCUGAUUUAUUUCUCCUCUGCUGUUGGAAUGAUUAUUUAUAGUUUGUAAGUGUCUGUUUUUAAAUAGUUAUUACUUAUUGGACCUGAAGGAUCACAGACGUCUUCAUCUUUUGCAUUUCAUCGUAUUUAAUCUGAUAGCUGUACACUCUUUCUUGACCGACAGCCCGUCAGCACGGUGACUGCCUUCUGCUCACUCCUACAUCCCUCUAAAAUUAGGACUUUCUGGCUCCACUAACUGACAGAGAAGCUGGUGGACAGUAAAUCAAUCCUUCAGGCUUCAGCUCCUUCAGAGCCGUGAUCUGCUCUAAACACGUUCCUAAAGGCGAGCGGUGAAUCUCACUGUCUCUCUUUGGUGGUUUGGACCCUCAUUCUGGUCCACAUGGAGCCGUGUUUGAAUCCCUCCUGCUGAAAACCUGUUUUUCAGACGCACACAUGCUGGUGCAGACCGUCUCUGGCUCAGGGAGAGGUUUCUCUGAAAAGCAGCUCCGAGUGAAACGUUCCCGAACACCAGGCAGCGUUCAACACCCCGUUACAUAACGCUGUGAAGUGAAGAGGCUCUUUUCUGUGGCUGUGUGGGCAGCGAGCCGACGAAAACUCAACCAGGGCUGCAUCUGUGUGUGUGUGUGUGUGUGUGUGUGUGUUUGUGUGCUUAUAACUGUUUGUUUGUUAGCGCGCUGGCUCAUCCUAGUGUGUAGUUGCGUGUAUUUAUGGCCGCUCUGUUGUUAUCUGUGUGUUAUGUGUGCGAUUGCAUGUAGCGCCUGUUUAUGUGUGUGUAUGUGUAUGUAGGUGUCCACUGUGUGUGUGUGUGCGUGUGCUUGUGUGUCUCUGAAUAACCUCUGCAACUUCUCCAACUCCUCAUCCUACAAUCGGCCCGCAUUUGCCUCACAAAGGUUGCCAUGGUAACGCCCACACAACAGACUGAGUUUUAGAGAGUGAGUCAAAGUGAAUGAGUUGCGCGCACACAGACACACACACACACACUGAGGCUCUUGAACUGAUUCUCUUCGGUCAGUUGAAAAUCAAACUAAACAGAUCUGAUGUCUCUGAGGAGUUUCUCGAUGAUAAAAACUUGUUUUCUCUCGACAUGAUGUUGUAAAUAUGAAAAUACUCUGAAACAAGUUCGAUUCCUACAUGGAUUGACUGAAUUCUCACUAUUUUCAGUAGGUUUUAAUCGAGCUGCACUCCUGAUAUUUUCAGCUUUUUCAAUUUUGUCGAACUACCUGUAAACGGAGUGUGUGAAGUUUGUCCUGUUGAACUUGAAAAGUGUCAGAGGUCGACCAAAAUAGACUGAUUCAUCAAUCAGGCUGAUUGACGAGGAUCAUUAAUGUCAGUGAGGGCAAAUAAUCUGCAUCAGCUGAGUGAAAAAAUAAAUUAUAUCUGCAGACUUCUCAGUCAGUUUGUUUACGUGUUGUUCAAAAAGUUGACUUAUUGAAAGUGGACCUUUGAAAUCAACGUAAACACAAGUCUGACUGAAAUGGCUCUAAAUUUGAUUCUCCCUUCUGUGUAUUUGCUUCAGCGAGAAUGAGACUGUUCAGUAACAGAAAGGAAAAUAAAGGAAAACUAAGCUGUUUAUUUACUAAAAGUACAGAGCUUUUUUUUUUUCCUUGAAUUGUUAUUUAUUUUUAUUUUUAUUUUUAUUUUUUAUUUUAUUUUAUUUGAUGAAUUUAUUUAUUUAAUUUAUUUAUUAUUAUUAUUAUUAUUAUUAUUAUUUAUUAUUAAUUUAUUUAUUUAUUAUUCAAUUAUUAUUUUUACUUUAUUUUUUAUUUUAAUAUUUUUAUUUAUCUAUAUACAUUUAUAAGUAUGGGUAUAUGUGAAUAUAUAUUUUAUUAUUCAUUGCUGUAACAUUGACUUGUACCUUUCUACUUUUCUCAGUUAAUUAAAUAAAAAGUUGAUCACAAAAUUAAAAAAAAGGUACAGAGCCGCAAAGUUUACAGUUUUUUAACGUUAUGACAUUACUGAUGAUUCGUCUUCCUCGUUAAAAACAGGAGGACUCUGUCAGCGCCAAGACCCAAACUCUUAGACAUGAAUCUUUUUUAAAAAUCGCCUCUGCUUCGUUCAUUUUGACUCCUGAUCUGUCUUUCAGGUGAAAUAUAAAACCAACCAGAACCAGAAACCUGAAGGUUCUUCAGACCUGCCCAACCUCCUGCAGCUGGAGCACGUGCUGCACGCCAGCAAGCUGCAGAGUAACGUACGAGAACAUUACACACCUGCUGCAUCACAAAACACUGACAAUGCAUGUGUUUAUAUGUGUGUGUGUGUGCAUCCUGAUAAGUGUGUCAUAACACCAGGCAGCUAAUUUAGCCUCUCUCUCUCUCUCUCUCUCUCUCUCUCUCUCUCUCUCUCUCUCUCUCUCUCUCUGUGUUCAGGUAGAGUAUAAGAAGAAGUACGAGCAGACGAAGGCUCACUACCACAUCGCUCUGGACACAGCUGAACAGCUCCACCACAAGGAGAACGCAGUGCUGCACAGCCAGGUUACACAAACACAUAAACACACACACACUCUCUCUCUCUCUCUCACACACACACACACACACUCUCACACACACACACACUCUGCUAACCUCUUGUCUGUGUUUAACCUGUGAGAGUCUGUUUCAGGUGAAGUACAGAGAGGAGUAUGAGAGGAAUAAAGGUCGCUCUCAGAUGGAGUUUGGAGACACUCAGACCUACAAGGUUUCUAAAGAAGCUCAGAAGAUGCAGAGCGAGGUGAGACACAUUAACCGCUCUCACACUUCGCCAUUUCCAAUCAAUCAAUUAACCUCUUUGAGUAUGACUUUACAGGAUUAAACUUAAACUCUCUCUGCCCUCUCCACAGACCGUUUAUGUAUUUAUUUAGGAUUUGUCUUUUUAUCGAUUGUUCUCUCAUGGAUCAAUACUGAGCUCUCUCUCUCUUUUUCUCUUUCUCUGUCUCAGAGGGAGUACAGGAGGGACUAUGAGGAGCAGAUGAAGGGGAAAGCCUUGGUUGAUGUGGACCAGACACCUGGAUACCUGACAGCUCGCCACGCCAGCAGCCUGCUGAGCGAGGUAACACACACACACACAUACACGAGAAAAACUCAAUUAUCUUAUUGGAGUAAUUUUACAGAUUCAAACAGCUCACAGAGACUAAUUUUCGCCUGCUGUGCUUAUUUCAAUAAUAUUGACGAUAUUUGACUUUGAGUGCUUUACAAGGGCAGCAGAAUUCAACAGGCAGCCUUCUAAAGACUUCAAACUUGUCUCAAAGAUUUUAAAGGAGAUGAAACUCUUGACAACAUUUUUCAAAACAGUUAAAUUCAAUCAAAAUUUAAACGUCAGGCUAAAUUAUAAACUGUUUUUUUUAGUCCCAGACUCAGAGAUGUGUUGAAGAGAUAGAAAGAUGUGAAAUAAUCCAUUUUUUUACCCUGAUUCAUCUUUGUCUCACAGCUGCUCUCCUUAAAGGCCUCACGCAGCAAACAGAGUCCAAACUUCCCAACAAUAGGAAACUUAGCAGUCUAACUCUUGGGUUUUCUCUCUCUGUCUGUAGAAGGAGUACAGGAAGGACCUGGAGCAGGAGGUGAAGGGGCGGGGCUUAUCCGGCAUCGGCCUGGAGGACACACCUGAGCUGCUGAGGAUCAAAAACGCCAGUCAGAUACUGAACGAGGUAAAACUCACACACACACACACUUCUAAAAAGACAUGUAACUUUAAGCUGAGCGUUUCUGCUGUGUGUGUGUGUGUGUGUGUGUGUGUGUAUGCUUGUGCACGUGUGUGUGUGUUCUGCAGAAGGAGUACCGUAAGGAUCCAGAGAGGGAGAUCGUUGGUAAAGGAAUGGAGCUGAGCUCAGACGUCCUGGAGAUCCGAAGAGCAAAGAGAGCGUCAGAGAUCCAGAGCCAGGUACGAGUGUGUGAGAGUGUGUGUGAGUGUGAGUGUGUGUGUGUGUGUGUGUGUGUGUGUGUUUGUGGUGUAGAGGGGAGCAGGUCUGUCUUUACUGAGGUUAAAGCUGUUUUAGAUUUUAACCACUGAGGAUUAGAUUCAAACUUUAUCUGAGGAUAACCAGAAAUCAAACUCUGACCUCUAAACUACAAACCAAACUUCAAGAAGGUUUGAUAUGUCCUGAUGGUGUGUGUGUGUGUUUGUGUGUGUGUGUUUGUGUGUGUCUCAGAGGUCCUACAAGCAGACGGAGCAGCUGAGAGAAAACUCGUACGGGACGGUGACAGACACACCUGAGCUGCUGCACGCCUCCUACCUCAAAGACGUCUACAGCCAGGUGAGUUCCAACAUCAGAUCAGCCUGUGGGGAAGAACCCAGGGAUUUUGAGAUUAUUCCUCAUGCUUCGGUGUCUUAACCAGUAACAAAAAAAAAAAAAGAAAGUUGUUUUUUUUUUUAAUCGCAUUUUAUUGAAUUUAAGACCUGGAUACAAAAGAUCCGAUGAUCAUAAGGAAAGCCAGUGUCAUUUUUUUUUAAAGAUGGACUGAGCGAGGAAGAGCAGCUGUAUGUUCACUCACAGAUGGAAAAUCAUUCAAAUCCUUCUCCUAUCAUGAUAAAUUUCUUUUAAACUGUGAACAAAGUGAGUUUACUCGUCACCAAAGAUCAGAAAUCAGAAAUCCAGGCUCCUCAGGGUCAGGGAUGUAGGUUUGGACUCUGCUGGUUUAAUCUGUCGGCUGAAUGUGUCUCUAACUUCUGAUUUUGUUUCUUUCCUCUGGUAGAAAAAGUACAAAGACGAGGCCGAGCGUCUGAAGGGACAGUACAGUCUGGUCUCUGAAACCCCGGAGAUGGAGAGAGUCAAAGCCAACCAGAGGCACAUCAGCUCUGUGAGCGCAGACCUCAGCACAUUUAUUAUCCUGUAGGAAACCUGCUCUCUCUCUCUCUCUCUCUCUCUCCGUUUCUCUCACGGCUCUCUGUCGCCCUCUAGCUGCGGUACUGCUGGGACUCCAAACUCAUGAGGGGCCUGAUGUCUUCAGUGACAGAGACGCCAGAGAUCGUCCUCGCCAGAGAGAACGCCAAGAAGAUCAGUGAUGUAUGAGCGCAUGUAAAAUGAGGGAAACGUGUUUUUCCUGUGGAUAUGGAUCAGAGGGAAAGUCAAAGACUGACGCUUUUGUAGAGUUUCUAAAAACCGUUCUGCCCUCCCUCAGGUCAGGUACAGGGAGGAGGUGGGCUGUGGCACCGCCGUCAAAGACACACCGGAGAUGGAGCGAGUCCGACGCAACCAGGAGAACAUCAGCUCAGUGAGGACACGCUCAGACAGUCGCAAAAAUGAGACAGAUGUCCGAUUAUUCUGAACUUUUUCAACAACUUUGUCAAAAAGGAAACCAAAAAGUUCUGCCAAACUAUCAUGUUUUUUUUUUCUAUCUUUGUGAAAGUCUAAAAGAGUAAAAAGUUUUAAAGUCUGUGCGUGUCUGUGAAGGUCAGUCGUGUCUCAGGACGAGUUCAUGGCUCUAAAAUCUCUUCAUCAGGUCAAAUACAAGCAGAGUUCAGUGAAGGCCACCAGUGUGGGAGUGACGCCGGAGCUGGAGAGAGUCCGACAGAACCAGGAGAACAUCAGCUCCGUGAGGACACACACACACACUCACACACACACACACACACACACACACACACACACACACACACACACACACACACUCACACAGACACACACACAUACAGACACACACACACACACACACACACACACACACACAUACAUACAGACACACACACACACACACACACACUCACACACACUCACACACACACACACACACACUCACUCACACACACACACACACACACACACACACUCACUCACACACACACACACACACACACACACACACACACACACACACACACACUCACAGUCACACAGACACACACACACACACACACACACACACUCACUCACACACACACACACACACACACACACACACACACACUCACUCACACACACACACACACACACACACACACACACACACACACACUCACACACACACACACACACACACACACACACACACACACACUCACAGUCACACACACACACACACACACACACACACACACUCACUCACACACACACACACACACACACACACACACACACACACACACACACACACACUCACAGUCACACAGACACACACACACACACACACACACACACACUCACUCACACACACACACACACACACACACACACACACACACACACACACACACACACACUCACAGUCACACAGACACACACACACACACACACACACACACACUCACUCACACACACACACACACACACACACACACACACACACACUCACAGUCACACAGACACACACACACACACACACACACACACACUCACUCACACACACACACACACACACACACACACACACACACACACACACACACACACACACACACACACACACACACACACUCACUCACACACACACACACACACACACUCACACACACACACACACACACACACACACUCACACACACACACACACACACUCUCAGGAUCAUUUUCAGGGUAACACCUCAUGUCUUAUAUCUUGUGUGUAAACAGGUGAAGUACCAACGUGGGCUGCAGGAGCUGAGGGGGCGGAGCUGCACCGAGCUGGACACACCUGAGUACAGGCGUGUCAGAAAGACGCAGGACUCGGUCUCCAUGGUAGCGGCUUGGUUGCCAUGGCUUCUGGAUGGGCUGUGGGAGGAGCUAACAUGAUUGGUGUGGCACCUCGUGUGGGACUGACGCACUUCUACUAACAGCAACAGCAACCAGUGUGUGUGUGUGUGUGUGUGUGUGUGUGUGUGUGUGUGUGUGUGUGUGUGUGUGUGUGUGUGUGUGUGUGUGUGUGAGAUCGGAGUGUGUGCACAAUAAAAGACUUGAAAACCAUUCCCAGUGUGUGUGUUUUUUUGCUCACUGACAAACUGCACCCUCACAAGUGUGUGUGUGUGUGUUUGUGUGUGUGUUUGUGUGUGUGUUUGUGUGUGUGUACAUUGGUUCCCUCACACUGCUGUGUUUAUUAACCCUUUAGUUGUUGCUGUCAUGUUCUGACUGACUGAUGAAGAUGUGUUACCCUCCGCUCCUCGACAGGCCAAGUACCACGAGGACUUUGAGCGGGCGCGCGGUCGAGGCUUCACGCCAGGAUUCGACGACCCCAGCAUGGAGCGCUACCAGAGAGCCAAUCAGAUGAUGGCGGACCCCGGAUACAGCAAAGGGAUCCACCCCCAGGCGGUGGAGAUGGACAGACGACCAGGAGGCAUCAUCGUAGGUCGGUGACCCUCAAACUGUUUGUGUUUGUGAGGAUGGAGUGUUGAUUAUGUCACUGAUGCUCUGUGAUUGGACGGUUAUCCUCCAAUCAGAUGGAUCUCUCAGCUUCACUCUUUAUUUUCUGGUCAUUUUCUUCUCUUACUGACACGGUUUGAUCUUUUCAGCGGACAGAUGGAGACUCCAGCUCUGGUGAUCAUCUUUUUUAGGGUUUUAGAGUCUCGAUCAGUGUUUACUGAAAAAUAAAGGUUCAGACUUUAUCAGCUGAUCAGAACUUUUUAAGGACUAAAAGAAUUGACAAGAAACUGGACUUUUCCAGAACAUCCUGAUGUUUUAGGGAGUGGAUUUUUGAUUUGAAUGAGCUGUAAUCAUCAAAAUUCAAACAUAAAAAGUCCUGAAAUAUUUCACUUCUGUUCACUUCAUCUAGAAUUUUACAGAAGUUUCACUUUUUCAAUCAAACGAGAGGAAAAAAAAUGAACUUUUUAGGAUGUUGUGAUUUACGAGCUGCACUUGUGUCGUCCUUUAUUCCCUGUGUGAAUCUUUCGCUCCUUUUUGAAGACCUGAAGGUGUGGAGGACAGACCCCGGCUCCAUCUUUGACUUUGACCCUCUGGAGGACAACAUUCAGUCAAAGAGCCUCCGCAGGAUGUCUGGUACUUCACCUGUUCAGCGUUCUUCUAACUAAACCACAGGGUGUCCAGCUGCUGUGGAGGAUAAAAAGUGUUUUAAAGUUUUAAUUUUCACGACAGAAGAUACUCGAGUUUGUUUGCAUGAAUCUGAUUUCCUGUCACUUGUUUUGAAUGAUACAGAUUUAACAGUAAGAUUUGGUCUCAGUCUGAUGAUCAUCUUUAUUCUUCACCUCCUUCUCUCUGUUUGCUCACACUGACUGAAAUCUCUCAUGGUUAAACGUGACUUAAAGGGAUAUUUCAGAAUUUUUAAAGAGUUAAAUGUCACUUUUGAGUGUUUUAGCCACAAUAGAUGUUGCUCGACUCGUUCUUUAAAGUUUGAUCUAUUUCACAUGUUUCUGCGUCUGCUCUGAUAAAAUCCUCACUUUCUUCUCCAUCCUGUGUUUCUUCCUCUCCUCUUUGUUGUGGUUAUUCCCGCUCUGUGCUGCCCCCCUGUGGCGGCUGCCUCUCAGAGCGGGCCGACCGCAGGCUCAGCAGACAGCACUCCCAGCAGUCUCUCACCCACAGCCAGGCUCAGUCUGUGAGCUCGCUGACCUCUGACCUCUGGGACCGCAGCAGCGCCGACACUCCUGGUAUCUGCCUUCAUGUUGAGUCUCUGAGUUCAGCACGGCCUCACAGGACGAAGGACACACACCGGCAUGUGUUUGACUCUGAUCCACCGACCAGACUAACUCUUUUUCUCUGUAGUUUCCCUAAAACUCACCGUGUGCUCACAGAGGAGGCCGCCGUGUGAAGACGAGACCUUUCAAACUCUCUGAUUCUCUCUCUGCCUGUCUCUCGUCCAGCCCCGGUCCUUCCUGGAGCGUAUCAUCAGGGCGUCCAGAUGCAGCAGCAGCAGCAGUAUCACGGCUACAUGCACCAGACCAGCAUGUCAUCAGUGAGAUCUGUCACCUCCCCGCCGCACUCUGGCACCACGGUACGCUCCUGUCCAGACGCAUCUCACCUUUAAUUGGUUUGGGGGUUUUGUGGAAAGUCAGAGAGAGCAGGGUCAUGAGGAGUGGGCAGUCUGACGUGUUUAUCCUGCCCAUCGUCAGCACUGUAUUAAGAAUAAAACUUAACCACCUGACCUGAAACCUGACCUCUCUUAUUUCUUUUUGUUCUCUGCAGCGUGUUUACCGAGCGCUGUACGACUACGCGGCUCAGGACCACGACGAGGUCUCCUUCAGGGACGGCGAUGUCAUCAUCAACGCCCAGCCCAUCGACGAAGGCUGGAUGUACGGCACCGUGCAGAGGACCGGCAAGUCUGGCAUGCUGCCGGCAAACUACGUGGAGUGUUGCAACUAGAGGAGGAGAGAGAGGGAGAGGUGGAAAUGUAAAGAAUAAGAUCCUCCGACACUGUUUGAGAAUCAGCUGCCGGGGAUGUUCUUUGUUCUUCAGGGGUCAUUUCGAGGUCAUUUAGGGGUUUGGCAGAGAUGUUUUUAAAAAGAUAAAGAUUAAGAUAAAGAUUUUCUGUCAAAUUGUACCAUUAUACGUCACAGGAGCAGAAAAUGCUCCUGCACUUCCAGGUUAGGGUGUGAUCUGAUUAAAGAGCAGUCACAAAAACACACUAAAACAGCCGCAAAUCUACUUUUCUUUGUACUUUUAAGACAUUUAGAGAAAAUGUCAGCGAUCAUCUCAUACAGAAAUAAGAAGUCAAAGCCGUCUGAGGCUAAAUUUACAGUUUUUUAAUGUCUGUUGAAACACACUGAACAUCUCUGACCGCUGAAACAUGAACACAGAGUACCUGAGGAUGAAGAUUUUCUCAGUGUUUAGAAAAAAGUGACGGAGGAGCUAAAGUCUAAAUCCAGCAUGCUGUCAAUGCGUUAGGUCAAAACUUACAAGUAGAGGAAGAGAGGAAGGAUGCAUGAAGGUAUGAGACGUGAGAAUUUAGGGACACCCGGGAUUAUCUGAACAGAAUCAAAUCAGAUUAUUGACUGACUAUGAUGAAGAAAAGUCGAAAGAAAGAAAAGAGGUGAUCAGGCUGGGAUGUUUAAGGAUGAAGUCAGGUGACAUUUCUUAUUUUUGUGUUGGUGAUGGAGAAAGACGGGGUCAGCUAACGAGUACUGUGUACGUUUCAGAAUCUGGUCCACCAUCUUCUGAGCUCUGAGAUCUCUUAAAGCUGCAUGAAGUUGGUUCUCUGUGUUUUCAGAUUCUUGAAGAUAUCUUUGUUUGUUUUUUUGCUCCAGAGUGAACAAAAAUGUCUUCUUUUUCAUGCCUCGUCCUCUCAGAGCUGAUGUGACACUGUGCGCUGCAUGCAGAGGUUUGCAUGUGUGGGGUGCAUCAAAGACCCGCGUUAACACGGCAACACAGAGGGACCAGAGAGUCUGACGUCAAAGUAAAGCAGAGAGAACCGACACUGAAACGUUGUUUUACAUGCAGCUUGUGUUUCUCUUUUCAGGAUCCUCCCCUUUAAAUGAAAAUAUCACUAAAAAGUGAUUUUACCAUGAUGGUUACAUUGCAAGACAAUCAGAUAAUGAUACAUCACAGUAUCUGAUUGGUUGAGUUAUAGUUAAAGCCUCUAAAUACGGUGGCCCUAAGUGGCACAGAAAAAAAACAAUCAUAAAACCCCAAAAUAUUUUACAAUAAUGCUUAAAAAGUCUUCAAGAAAACACAAGUUAAGCUUUGAAAAUAUUAAAAUAUUUUAGAAAAUGUUCAAAUUUUCUGUCUGUCUGAAAUGUUUGUGUCAUUGACCUUCAGGGCCACCGUACCUUAAUGAUAAAGUGAAGGAUUUUAGGAUUGUGGAGUCAAACAGUAAAAGAAAUGUGUCUCUGGAGUUUUGUUAUUUUGGAAGCAAAUUAUAGGAAUUCAGCGUCAGUGAUUUGAUAAUUGCAACACAACCAUAAAUGACUCAUCAAUGGUAAACAGAGUGAAUAAAAUGACAUGAUACAUGUCCACUUUGGGCUUCUGUACUAUUUGAGAUUUAAAGAAGAAAACUGGAAAAUUCUGAUGCAAUCAAAGGACAGAGAGAGGACGAUAAAUAGGCGAAAAAUACAAAAACAGAGUUACAGGAUCACUGUUCAGUUUUCAGUUUAUCUAUCUGGAGUUUUUCUUCCUGUUCAGGUGAGUGCAGUUCAGUUUUUGAUUCCUGGUAGAACCCACAGAGAGCGAGGAGACUGCAGAGCGACACUAACCUCUGUGUUUGUACAGGACGUCUCUAACACACUGUGUCUUUCUGUUUUCAUUUGGACUUUAAAUCAAGUUUUCACCCCCUCUCCCUCCCUCCACACUCAGUGACAGUGAAUGAGGACUGAUUUCUGAUCAUCAGACUGUGUGAGUAUGUGAGCCGCAGAUUUCAGACUAUUUUGAUACUCGGGCUCCGUCUAUGUUUUGGAAAGACAUAUUUUACUCUUCUACCUGUGUGUAUCCAGUAUUUAGUGUUUCUAGGGUUUGUUGUCUUGCUGUGUGAAUUGCAUCCUGGUCAUGUUUGAAAUAAAACCUCCUCACUCAGCCAUGAUUCAUCCUUCUAACAGAGAGUAUUUUAUAUGUUUAAACACACUAGGAGAGAAUAUACUGAGUGUUCAUAUUUUAACUGUGUUCAUUUCACAAGAGGCGCUCAGUCUCAUUUUAUAUAUAAACCUUUUAUUUACUCGCAUUGGUCAUUUUUGACUUCUAAUGGCACAAUUUGUAAAGUUUUGAUUUAGUCUGUUAACAUCAGGUUAUACUAAGUUUAUUUACAUAUUAUUUGAGGUUCUGUAAUUUAAUCUCAGUUAUAUUUUAUUUGUUUAUUUGCCAUAUAAUUACAGUGUGUUACAUGUGGUAGAAAUAAAAAUAUUUAAUUUGUCAACAGAUA